GCUUGAGCUGAGACAGAGAGCGAGAGAGGCAGAAGCUGAGCCGGGGGUCUGUUCCCCUUAAUAAGCAAGAUCGGUCUCCACUGAGGAAGAUGGGAAGAAGAGGGUGAAGAGGAUGCAAGAAGACCUCUGCCCCUCCCAGACUGGAGAUACAAAAAAGGAAAGAGAGAGAGGCGCCUCUUUCCCUCCAUCCUCAAUCUCUUCCGCCUCCUCCAUCCCUUCUUUUUCUGCCACCCUGCUGAAAGAAUCCAGCCCUUCCGAAAAGGGCAUCUCUCCCUGUCUCUCUCUUUGAAGGCAAAAUGUGGGAGUCGUUCCAAAAAACAAGCCGAGAUCUAACGGAGUGAGAGGUUUGCUGUGGGUGGCGGUGGGAGGUGUGGGGAGGGGGGGAGGAGGAAGAAAAUGAGAACAGUUGUUUUUGUAGGGUGAGCUGUAGGUGUGUUUGUGAGUGUGUGUGUAUGUGUGUGUGUUUGUGUGUAUGUAUGCGUGAGUGUGUGUGUGUGAGAGAGAGAGAGAGAGAGAGGAAGAGAGUGUGCGUGAGAUUGAGACAGACACAGACACUGCAUUGCUGCUGAUUCAGGAGUCUCUCCAGCAAAAACAUAACCACCAAGAUGCUGCUCUGCCUUGGACUGCCUGAUCCAUUUCUCCAUCAAAACAGCAGCAGGUGGAGGUCACAGAGGGGGAUUUGAGACCCUUCCUGCCGCCUGCGUGUUGCAUCCUCCCCCCACCCGCAAAACCAGGAAUUCUUCUUCUUAUAUGUUGGCACUUGGCCUGUUUCUCCGCAUCCUUUCUUUCCCUGGGUUUUGCCUCGGAUGGUUUUACAGGAGACUUGCUUGCACCAAAACCUGCCUGAUUUGCUGUUCUGGACAAUAUUAUUCUCCCUCUUUUGCUCCAAUCCAGCCUCCAGAGCAGGAAGCCAAGAGGAUCAAGGUUCCAUGAGUCUCCCCCUUGAGAAAGUGUGAGCAGCAGAAAUUGACUCAAGCAGCUAUUUGGAUUUGGUGCAUUAUUUAAGGUGUUGUUUGGGGGUUUUUUUCCCUCCCCUGGCGGCUGCUUCUCCUCCUCCUCUCUCUCUCUUUUUUUUUCACCUUUUUGAGAAUUUUCAAACUGAGUUACAUGCAUGUCCAGUGGGGGAAGGUUUAAUUUUGACGAUGGAGGGUCCUAUUGUGGAGGCUGGGAGGACGGCAAGGCUCACGGCCACGGAAUAUGCACCGGCCCCAAGGGUCAAGGAGAGUAUGCGGGUUCCUGGAGUCACGGCUUUGAAGUGCUGGGGGUCUAUACCUGGCCGAGUGGCAACACCUACCAGGGCACCUGGGCCCAGGGAAAGCGCCACGGCAUUGGUGUGGAGAGCAAAGGGAAGUGGGUGUACAAAGGCGAAUGGACUCAUGGAUUUAAGGGACGCUACGGAGUACGUGAAUGCACAGGCAAUGGGGCCAAAUAUGAAGGCACCUGGAGCAAUGGUCUUCAGGAUGGUUAUGGGACAGAGACCUACUCGGAUGGAGGUAAGUAGCCCAUUUGCUCCUUCUUUUCCUUGGUGUUGUCCAGUGGAUCAUCCUUCCUUUUCUCUGCCAGGUUGUGGUGUAUCCUUUUAGGAAGCCCUGCCAGUUCAAAGCUUCGUUCUUACUGUAAGACAGAGAAAAGCAGCUCACCCAGGCAGGGCCCCUUCCCAAUGGAGCCCUUUAAGUUCAUUUGUGACCAGGGCUGUUUCUUUUCAUGUUCUCUGUUGCCUGAUGAAGGGAAGGCCUUUUUUGCAAGCUGGUUUGUUGGAUAGAGUGGGGGGUAGAAGGCUGGAAGGCAUUCAAAUUCUUACUCAGCUAUGAAACUCCCUGUGGUGGGUUAGUCACUAUCUUUCAUCUAAGCUUACCUUGUGGGUUGCUGUAAGGAUAAAUGAGGUGAGAACUGUGAAACAUUUUAAUUUUAUUUUUUGCGUAUGGAAAGGAGCUUAGAAAUUAAGAGCAAUGGCUGUGAGGAACCAAACUAUAUCCAAAGUUGUAUAUGAGGAGGAAUACGGUAAGGCAGGGUCAAGAAAUUGGUUAGAAUCAUAACAGGAAAUGCAGGUUUUUGGUAUCUGGAGCAAAUGACCCAAGAGAGACCCCUUUACAUGGAUUAAUCUGAGGCACAGUUUGCCAGGAAGUGACGUUUGGCUUCCAUUCAUUUUCAUGGGGGUUGUUCAGAACGUCCCAGUGAAUUAUGCCCCCUGGAUCAGAUUUGUGUCUCUGCCACUGCCAGUCUGCUAUCCUUAAUUGUUGCCCAUAAUCUGCCACCCGAGGUGGUCACGUGUCUGUCCUAUCAUUGGACUGCUUCAUGACUUGAAAGCAUGACUCUAGACCCACCACUUGAACCUGUAGGUUCUUUCAACUCUGAAGCGGAGUAGGUUUAAAAACAAACAAACACAUAACCCAGGCAGCAAGAUGCACUGCUGGAUCUUCUCAGUGCAGGCACUUUGAAAUUCUCACCAUAAUGAAAACAUAUUGCAAGCUGCUAUCAUUUUUUAUAAUUCCCCCUCCACGCAUAAAGCUCAACCUGAUGCAUCCAGAGCUUAUCUGGCAAAUGACUGCAAUUUAUAGAGGGUUCCCACAAUGAGAUUUCACAGCUUGAUUGUGUACAGCAGGGGUAGAGGCCAGAUGUGGGCCAAGCCUCUCUCUCUAGGCCAUACUCCCUCUUUAGUCAUGUCCUUUCUGCCCAGGCCACCCUGCUCACUGCUCUUCCUCCACACCCUCAUUGAGUGCUUUUGUGUGACUGGGAUGUGUCCUUGAACUCUGAUAACGACUUGCCUGCCUGUAUAGAGCAUAGAAAGGUGUAUGCGUGUAGAAGUACAUUUACAUUUGUUGCUCUGGCCCCACCCACCACUGACUUGCAGCUCCCAGAACGUUACUCAGAAGGGAAUGUGGCCCAGGGACUGGAAAAGCUUUCCCACUGCCCAGAGGCAGGUGAGGACAGCUGUUUUUGACCUCUGAUGGCACUUUCAGGUGUAUCAGGGUGAGUAGGAAUGGGUACAAAUACUGAAUAAAUAUUUAGCAGAGACACAGAGAGAAAUUAUCUAGUUCUGAUGUCUUAUCCUGAGAAAACCGCUUCCUUUCUCUCAAGGGACUGAAUCACUUGGUCUCUUGUUCACUGACAGUGUCCCAGCUCCCCUAGGUAGUAGGGGCCAAACCAGCUUCCAAGAGUCCCGUGGAAACAACAAGGGAGGCCUCUGGUUUUCAUCUUAUGUGUCUGUAUCCAAACAGCUUUGAUCUCCCUCACCCCGGCCCAUGUUGCUUAGAGUGUUCUAAAGAUUUUAGAUAGAGAAAGAAAGAAAAACACCCAAGGCCUUUAUCCUCAGCCUUGAAAGUCUGGAUUGGCAGGGAGGAGGAGAAGCAGUAGAGAUCCAAAGCUUCAAAAUGCAACUCUUUAUAAACAAGUUUGUUGUUCUGACUGGGGUAAUAGCGGAAUGGGGCAAUGGGAGAUUGGGGAUGAGGAAAGAGGACUUUGAUAUGUUUUAACACUCUGUGCUGUGCUUACGAACUUACUUUGAAAUGGUUAGAGCUGAGGGUUUUCUUGAUUGAAAACAGAAUUUUGAAGGAGCAUGGAUACAUUCUACAUAUUUCCUGCUCUGCUUCUCUACCUUUAUCACUCCCUAAGGAGAGCUGGGAUUAUUCUGAAUACAUGGUUUUCUAUAAAGACAAGACUGAAGACCAGCUUGAAAAGUCUCCUAAAACCCAAGGGAUGGUUUUUUAAAGAAGGCAUCUGGCCUGUCCAUGCCUUUAUCCAGAACCCAGGUGGUCACGAUGGAAUCUUGCUGCAGCAGUACAAUUCGUAAUGAAUUCUGGCUGGCUAUGGAGUCCACAGAAUAGGACAUUAAUUUGAAUAACCCAGGAAUUGGACAGAAAUGUAAAUCUUCUGUCGUGGCUAAAUCAAUGUUGUCUCUAAAGCUAGAAAGGAUGGGGGAAACAGACUUCAUGAUGGUUGUGAAACUAGUUUAGGAAGAAAUGCUGUCCAGGUAGCAGAAACCUACCCAGCAAAGCUUUGGUGGAGAAUUGUAGGGCAAGUGUGGGGAACUUUUGGCCCUUCAGAUGUUGCUGCAACUCCCAUCAUCCCUAGUCAUUGGCCAUGCUUGUUGGGGCUGGUAGGAGUUAUAGUUAAGCAAUCUCUGGAGGGCCAAAGGUUCCCCACACCUGAUGUUUCGCACCUAUGAUUAUUAUUAUUUUUUUUAAAAAAUAUAUUUCCCAAUAUUUUUUUAAAAUAACAACACUUUUACAUUCAAUUAUACACCAAAUUCAUCUUGUUUGACUUCCUCCCCCUCCCCCUGGCUUCCAAACUCAAUCAUUCAUCAUUAUGCAUAUCAUUAUUUUUCCUCUGCAAUUUUCAAACUUAAUUAUAAAUAUGUUGUCCAUAUUUAACACAUCAUAAAUGUUACAGCAACCCUGCUAAUGUUUUAACAUAUUUACAGUGUUCUUUAACAUAUUCUAUAAAUUUUAUCCAAUCUUGUAAGGAUUUCUUCUCGUCUUGUUGCCUGAUCCUAAUGGUAAGCUUUGCCAUUUUGGCAUAGUCUAUCAUCUUGAUUAUCCAUUCUUCCUUCGCCGGUGUGCCUUCUUCUUUCCAUUUUUGGGCAAAUAGCAUUUUGGCGAUCAUGGUAGCAUACAUAAACAGUCUCUUUAAGUUCUUUGGUAUCUCCUCCCCCACUAUUCCAAGCAAGAAGGCUUCUGGGUGGUUUUUUUAAUAAAAGGUUAUCUUAAACAUUUUUUUAAACUCAUAGUAAAUCAUUUCCCAGAAGUCUUUUGCCCUUCUACAAGUCCACCACAUAUGCAAAAAGGUACCUUCAUUAUCUAUACAUUUUCAACAUAUAUUGGUGGAAUUUUUAUACAUCCUUGCAAUCGUACCUGGGGUUAGGUACCAACGGUACAUCAUUUUCAUAUAAUUUUCCUUUAAAGAACUGCAUACAGUAAAUUUUAAAUCCUCCUUCCACAGCCUUUCCCAUGACUCAAAUGGAAUAUUGUGUCCCAAGUCUUUUGCCCAUUUCAUCAUUACAUCUUUAACAUCUUCAUCUUUUGUUUCCCAUUCCAACAGUAGCUUAUCCAAUUUUCAGACCCUGAUAAUUCCUUCCCAAAGCCUCUCUCCUUAUCACUUCUGUGAAUAUGUCAUUUAAUUGGUGGUAUUGCAACCAAUCUGUUAACAGAAAUUUUGUUUCAUCAAAAUCUUUUAUCCUCAAUUUAUUUUCUGUUUCUGUUAACAGCUCUUUGUAUGCGGCCCAAUUUUCUUUGCACCUACGAUUAGCUCAGCAGUUGUCGGUGUAGAAUCGAAACAGACAUAAAAGUAUGUCCCUAAAACACGCUCAUGUCUCAUAUGUCUUUUAAUCUUGGUUCACCUGAGGAUAACAAAUGGCCUUAGUGGAAUUCAACUGAGUUCUUCAAGGGGACUGGGCUGGCGAUUAGUCCUAAUGAACUCCUGCAUUCAGAUAUUAUUGCAUCUGGAUGUAUGUAUGGUCAAUAAUAAUAAUAUUAAUAAUAAUUUUUAUUUAUACCCCGCCCUCCCCAGCCAAGGCCGGGCUCAGAGCAGCUUACAAGCAAUAAUAAAAACAAGUUGAAUGAAUACAACUUAAAAACAAAAUUAAAAUACAACAUUAAAAUAUUGAAACAUUAAAAUAUUAAAAUGUAGCCUCAUCGCAGGAGGAGAAAGGAAAAGUAAAAAGAAAGAGGGGGAGGGAAUCAAACUGGCUCCAAGCCAAAGGCCAGGCGGAACAACUCUGUCUUACAGGCCCUGUGGAAAGAAAUCAGAUCCCGCAGGGCCCUGGUCUCAUGAGGCAGAGCGUUCCACCAGGCUGGAGCCAGAGUUGAAAAGGCCCUGGCUCUGGCUGAAGCUAAUCUAACUUCCUUAGGGCCCGGGACCACUAGGGUGUUGCUAUUUAUGGACCUUGAGGCUCUCCGUGGGGCAUACCAGGAGAGGCGGUCUCGUAGGUAUGAGGGUCCUAGGCCGUGAAGGAAUUCCUAUUACACUAGGAAGCAAUGGCUCACUGCUUGUCAUGACAAAAAGAGGUAGCUGUUGGGAAUUAAAGCUCAUGUGCUGCUUUAAUCCUUCUGCUUUCUUAAGCUUCAUCAUUUCCUGGGAUGUCAACAUUGCUAUCUGCCACAAUUCUGUUCUUUAAACUGUAGAUAAACUUCAGUAUUGUAAGCAGAUCAAGUUUUAUUAACAGGUUUAGACAAAGCAAAGCUGGUGUGUAUUAAAGUUCUGAUCUGAAGAGUCUACAUUUUCUUGCAUAGGAGAAGCCAACAAAGGGGCAUCAAGGUGCCAACAGGAGCUCAGCAUUAUUUACAAAUGACCAUUGCUAUGUAUACAGUACAUUUUAGCUUGAAUUUGGAUCCAAGGGGUCCAAACACUUCUGUUUUCAUCAGCUGUCCACCUUAUUGGAUGCACAUUCCUCUUUCUACCUUUGAUGCUCCCACCCACCCCCCACAUCCUAUAACAUGUGCUCAUUCCUGUUGCAGCAAUACACAGUUUCCUUUUGCUGUUAUCAGGCUCUUGGAACUCCCACACACUCUCCUGUUCUUCAGGCACAUGCACAUAGUCUCUCUCGCACACUUCAAUGCUGUCAUACACAUAAUUUUCACCCUUUGUACACAUACCCACACACAGAUGCUCACACCUCCGCAUUUGUUUCAUGUUUCAGACAUGUUUGUCAAAAACAGACCCAUAGAUUGCACAAUUAUAUCUCACAGUUGCACAGAUGCUUCAGAGGCACAGGAAAGGUAUACUGGGCCUUGCAAGCACACAGAUGCAUUGCUCAUACCCAGAAGCACACAGUGAAUACCUUUCACAUAGACACAUCUCGUUUUCAGUAUCACUCGGAGGCCCAGAUCACAAACAUUCCAAAGCCCACUUUUCUCGUAUUCAUGCUGAAGUUGCCACCUGCAUGUAAUCACAUUUGUGUAUUUGCUGUGCAUCCUGGAUAUCUGCACUUGCAUCCUGGGUCAAAUACAUCAUACACACAGCCACAUUGCUAUUGUCAAACUGACUCUCCACAUACAUAAGUUUCCCUGUAUUGGAGUAAGGGGUUCGGACUUGCGAACCCUUCCAGCCCCAUGAUUUUAUACAUCUCUAGCAAUGCCAUUUCUCCCUCUAAUCAUGCACACAUAGAAAGAAGAAGCAUAUUCUUGCUUUUCCAGGGUACAAACCUUCACAGCAAUCAAAGCAAUGGACAUUAGAGUGAUAGGAGAACUAAAAGAGGAAACUGAGUACUCAUUUCAUGUUUCUAGGACUGAAAAUUGCACUCUCUAUAUAAGUGUGUGUGUGUGUGUGUGUGUGUAGCCUGCAAGCAUUUCAUACAUGCCAGCAAUCUCUAUUUUAGCUGCUUUAUAUUUGGAAAUUGAAGCAGAGCUAAUUGAACAAUACCAGAAAGGCAUCCCAGUCCUGGAAAUAACUAAGCAAUACUAUGUCAGGCUGACGUUAGCAACUCAAAUUAGCCUAGCCAAUCAUCAAGAACAUUCUUUUUUAAAAAAACAAAAAAAACCCCUGUUUUAAUUUCUAGCAAUCUAAUCUCAAAAGAAGCACACACUCUCAAUCUUUCUCCUCCUCAUAUCAAAGCUUCCUUUUUCAGGACCUUGGAGAGUACUAAUUGAGCUGACUGGGCAUGCAAUCAACUGGGCCCUGCUGCCAUAAAAUUUCCACUUAUUUCGAUCCCUUUGCCCCAGCACCCUAAAAUGAAUGUGGUCUGCAAGCCUCAGUCCUUGGUUUAUUGCAACCAAUGCACUCUCCAAGGACACAUCCAGAUGGCCGUUGUGAAGGGGGAGAUGCUGUAUGUGUAUCAGGUGCACACCUGUCUCCUGUGGUCCUCUUGUGUGUUAACUCAAUCCUUCCCUGGCCCUGGAGGUCCCUGCCCUUCCCUGAACAACAGCAAGCAUAUCAGACUAGUAUUAAGUCAUGAAUGGAGACUGCAGAGCUACAGGGCUUGGUAUACGGCAACCAAUGUUUUCUCCAAGGACAGAUCCAGAUGGCAAUUCAUAUGGUGCGAAUCUAACUCUGAUAAAGUGGAGGGGGAAAUGGUACUGCCAUUUGAAGAUACUUCAUGAGUCAAAGACUCGCUUACUGAUUCACAUGCACAACUUGUAACCCACCAAGCCAAAUUUAUCCACCUUGGUUGCCAGAUGCUACAGAGCCACCCUGUUUUUUUCUGCAGUCCCACACAGGCAACAAAACAGGAGGCUGAUUGAGUCCCUGGUGGACUUCCAUAAUGGCUGUGGGUGGUGCUUGGGUCACAAGGUAUAUGUAGGCCUGGUGUACAUCAUCCUAUGAAAGCUCUGUGGUGCUUGAUCUGCAGUGGCUCUUUCUCACAUGCAAGUAAUCCUUAAAUGCUGCCCUCAACCUGUGUGGCAGACAAUGCAUGUCCAAACCACCCUAACCACUCUCCAAGUUUAUCACACAACUGCCCAGCUGAAUGUGCUGAAAGCAGUUGCUCAACAAUCCUAACCCAUUAGGGGCAUGGUCCAGCACAUUUUUCAGGAAUGCGCGCUUGCACAGCCUCCAAUGGCAACAGGGAAGUUUUUAAAUGGAACUUCCCCACCUCCCCACUUUGAGUCGUACCUUCCAGUAAUGCAAACAGAUUAGUUAGGAAAAAACAACAAGUUGGAGGUAAGAAGCAUCUCCGUCCACAUCUAAUGAAUUUUAUUCUAGGCUUUAACUAUCUGUCAUUCUCCUGCCCUCUUGAUUUGCCCCAAAUUUGGUACCCACACUAAAAGGCAUAUUUACAAGAAUUUGGACGAUUUGUUCUAUAGCCAAGGUUUUGUUCUGAAAAUAAGAUGGGUUUUUCACCUCACCACAGUGAUAGAAAUAGACACUGAACUCAGCUCUGUGGGUGUGUAGAGAGAGAGGGGUGGUGGUAAAGGAAUAUAAUUAUUAUUCUUUGCUGCUGUUGUUUAUUUAUUGCCUUCCACAUAUGUAUCUCAGGACGAUGUACGAAACAUAACAAAAACUUAAAAACACAAGAAAUAGAUGAUUUUUGUUUGUGUGAAAUUAUACAGAAUGGACACCUUGGCAGAGACCUCUUCAUCCAGCAGGGAAAAUGUGUCAGAACAUAUAAUUAUGCCCCCCUCUCUCUUAUUUUACUCUCUUUCCUUAUAAGGCCUUAGCAUUUGCUUACUUUCCUGGACAGCACAUCAUCUUCCAGAUGGGUUUCUUUUCGGAGGCACAGUAGCUAUUUCCCCCACUGUGUAGGCCCCUGGAGUGCUCUGGGUUUGUAACUUAGGCUAAGUGCACAUCCCAUUUGCACCUGUUUGAUGAUGAAAUACUUGCCCCCAUUCAUUCCAGAGCCCCAUGUGAACUUUGGUGUGUGAGCUCAGAGCUACCACAUGUACGGGGCACUUUUGCUGUUGUUCUGUAGAGAAUAAAGAACUGUCGGCCCCCUCACCAAGCACAGAUGGGCCACAGGUCAGUGGCAGAGCACCUGCUUUGCAUGCAGAAGGUCCCCCAUUCAAUCCUCAGUGGCAUCUCUGAUUAAGUAGUCAGAUAGCAGAGAUGGGACAGAUUUGCUCCUAAGACCCCAGAGAGCCGCUGUCAAUCAGGAAAAGUUGUGGCCCUCUCCAGAUAUUGUUGGACCACAACAGCCACCAUUCCUGACCACUGAUGAUGUUGGAUGGAGUCCAAACAGCAUCUGCAGGGCCACAGCUUGCCCAUUCCUGGGGUAAACAAUACUGAGUUAGUUGGACCAGUGGUUUGACUCUGUAGAAGGCAACUACAUGUGUCCAGGCUACAAUUUUGCAGGGUUUCCUGAGGGAAACAAUGCAUUAAAAAGGUAUAGAACCAACAUAAUGUAGUGCAGAUUAUAGUGUAGAUUAGCAAUCUUCAACAUUGGCUAAACUGGCUGGGGAUGAUGGGUUCUGUAUUCCAACUGCACUUCAUGACCCAAAGUUGAAGAAUGCUGGUGUAGAUAAUUAUAAUCACUAGAAUUCUGUCAAAUGGUGAUUAUAGGACCCUCCCGGUACCUUUUUUAAAAUUACGCAUUCCUGAUUAUUUGUGCUAUAAUGCUAUGUGGGGGAAGGGCAGUGUCACACAUGAUCCUGCUUUUUAUACUGUUCACACUUGCAAAUGUUUCAGGGUGAUCACACUGCUUCAUUUCCAAUCAGUGCUUAUCCUGCAAUUACCUGCUGAAAUCAUGUAGCUUUUUAUACCAGAAAAGUUCUAGUUUAUUUUUGCCCUGAUUUUUUGUGCUAUAGCCCCUCUGGAGAGCAACGAGAUGGUAGCUUUGGGGAAGCAUUGCAGAACAACAAGUAAAGCAGAAUAAAUCCACCACUAAGGCACCAUUUUUGUCUUAAGAACAUGUUGCUGAAUACAACCAAAAUAAAACACAGGUCUGGAGGGGCCCAGUAAGAUUUCCCUCAAGAUGAUGGUGAGGGCUUGUUUCUUUUCCUGGGAUGUAAGGUGUGUGGCAAGCACCCUCUUCAGCCCUUCUUGCUCAUAUUUCUCCCUGUCAGAUUCUCUUCCUGAUAGUGAAGCAUCUGAGCAACCGGCUGGUUUUUGUUAAGUGCCUUGGUUUCGCUGUUUACAAUUCACCUCAGCGUCGUGGUAAAUGUACCAUGGAACAUUGCAUAAGGAGAAAAAGGGCCUUAACUCGCCUGAGAAGUGGGACGAGAUCACAGAGUUUGUGAUGAGGAUUAUUGAGUUUGAGGAUUAGUGAAGAGAAAGAGAGAGAGAGAGAAUUAGCCAGAUUCUGCUGUACUUUGUGCAGGAAGCGUAUUAGAAAUAAUAAGGCAGCUGAAUGCAUUUGGGAAUGUUUAGCAUGAUACAUGCUGGAGCAUCAGACAAUUUUGUGGCACCGAUCUUACCCCCAGAAGGAAAGCGUGAUGGUCUAGUAGGAGGCUUGGAUCAGGACAGGGAAAUGGGCUGAUUCAGGUGCCAUUGAUGCUGGGUGCUUUUUAGGUGAGUGGCCAUGAUCCUUUUCUAGCCAUAAAGCCUUGGCAAGUAAACAUUUCUCAGCCUAACCUACUAUGCUGGGUUGUUGUCAUGGAAGAAUGACAGAAGCCUCCAUUCUCUGGAAAGGGCUACAGACAUAAUUUAUGAAUAAAUGGCAGUCUAAGGUUGCACAGUGUAGAGCUCCUUCUCUCUUGCCGCCAGGUUCUUGUGGCGUUCACCUGGGGGGCAUGGAACUCUGGGGACAGAUGCUCAGUGGCUCUUUUACAACCUGCCUGAAUAUUGUCAUAGAUACAGCUCCCUCUGCCUCUGCUGCUACUGAAGCACUAUGGAGAUGCCUGCCUGUUGCAGAGAGUCCUCUCCUGCACUUUACUCCACCCCACCCCACAUUAGCCCCUUGUGCCCCAUGGAGAAGAUCCUUCCUGGAACACCUGAUUUCCAGAGCAUCAGAAGCCACCCAAAGUGUCAUUUAAUCCAUGGUAGCUUUUUUUAAAAAGCAGGCGUGGGGAAUUUGUGGCCUUCCAGGUGUUGCUGAACUAAAAUGCCCACCGGCCCCAGCAAACCUGGCCAAUGGACAGGGAUGAUGGGAGUUGUAUUUCUGCAACAUCUAGAAAGCCAAAGGUUCAUCACACAUGCUUUAAAGCCUCCUUCAACAGAGGCUCCCGGUCCAAACCUUUUCUUUGGACAGAGAGAGGAGAUGCCACAAGCUCUUUAAGGCAGCCUAUUGCUGAACAGUGCUUUACAUUUGGAGAGUUUCCUCCUUAUAUUCCUUAUAUUCCACCCUGGAGUAGGGGUCAGCAACUGGAGGCUCCAGCUCUGAUCUGGGUCCAUCAGGAGGAGUUCUUCCUAGCUUUUCAGCCACCACCCUAGAAGCCAAAGGAGGUGAGGCAACAGAACUUACUGGCUGGCUACUUUGGGGGUAGGCAGGUGAUUGAGGUGCAGGUUUAUUGCUCCUAAGCUUCUUAUGAAAGCCCUCAGGAAAAAAACUAGUUUCUGACAGGCCACCUAAAUCAAGCUUCUUGUAAUUUAAUUCUAUUUCGUCUUGCUCUUUGAGAACAUAAAAAGAGCCUGGCUGGUCAAUCAGGCCAAAGGCCCAUCUAGUCCAGCAUUCUGUUUUCACAGUGGCUGAUCAGAUGCCCCAGUGGGAAGCCCAAAAGCUGGCCCUGAGUGCAACUAGUUAUUCCCAGCAAAUGGCAUCCAGAGCCAUACUGUCUCCGUCCGUGGCAGUCAAGCAUAGCCAUCACUGCUAGUGGCCACUCGUAACCUUAUCCCCCAGGAAUGCGUUGAAUCCUGUAAAAAACAUCAAGUUGGUGGUCAUCAUUACAUCUCAGGGUAAUUAAUUCCAAUUCCAUAUUUUAACUAUUUGAUGCCUCAAGAAAUACUUUUGUCUGUCUGUCUUGAAUCUUCCAACCCACAGCUUCAUUGGAUGGCCCCAAGUUCCAGUUUUAUGAGAGAAGGAGAAAAAACUUUUCUCUUUAUGCUUUCUCUCCAUCCUGCAUAAUUUUAUACACCUCUGUCACAGACCCUCCAAGUGUCCCUGUUUUCCAGGGAUGUCCCUGAUUUAGAGAAGCCAUCCCAGUUUCUGAUUUGAUUCCAGAAAGUCCUGCUUUUCCUUAGGAUGUCCCUUUUUCAUUGGAGAGAUGUUGGAGGGUAUGGAGUUAUCUGACCCCCCAAGCCGUCUGAAGGCAAUCCUGUAUAGGGAAGUUUUUUUUAAUGUUUUAUGUUUUAUUAUGUUUCUGUAUAUGUUGGAAGCUGCCCAGAGCGGCUGGGGCAACCCAGUAAGAUGUGUGGGGUAUAAAUAGUAAAAUUAUCAUUAUGGAAUAGGACGUACCUAUUUUCAUUGAAGAAAUGUUGGAGGGUAUGCUAUCAUGUCCCCUUGUACUCACAUUUUCAAGUUUAAACUAAAAACCUCCAAGUGUUCUUUAAUAGGGAGUAUAUUCACAGUGAGUUUAAUACGCUCAUGUUAGCUGUGAGCAACAAUUUUGUUACAGAUUGAGAAUCCACACAAACUGUCAAGCAGGAGGGACAGAAAUUUGCCUUGAGAAUAUAGAGGAGCAUUGUCUCUUGGUGGUAAAGUUUAUUCUAGAGCAAACUGGGAGAGCAACACUGCAUACACAGAGAGAUUUUGUUUCAAGUAUCUAUAUGCUAUUUUCAGCCAAAAGAAAUUCUUGAAGCAGCUUUCAAAAACAUUAAACAAUUGGGCAUUUAAACCAAAUAAAGAAGCAACAUUUUUAAAAAUGGAGGGUGGGUGAAUCAAAGGUACCAUUCCACUAAGGCCUUUUGCCAGCUGCCUUAGGAAUUUCUGAAAGUAAUUCGGAAUGCAGAGAAGGCCCCUCCAAUGGGAGAAGGCAAUACUGUUCCCAAUAUGCCCAAGAAAACUAUAUGAACAAGAGAGGGUUUUGCAUCUGGAAAGGUAAUGCAUACUGAGGCAGGCAGAGGAAAAACUCUCACUCCAAACUGAAAGUCCAAUUUAAAUUUUGUUUUGUGAACAAGAUUGCCUGCAUUGUCCAGUCUGAAUGUUGGUUCAUAUCCUAGAAGGGCCAGAAACUCACCAGCUACCCAUAGGGCAAUUUACUGAUUUCUCAGCCUCAGCUUCUUAUCUAGAAAAUUAGUGUAAUAAUGACAUAGCCCACAGUGCUGUUUCAUGAAAGCGUUAAGUACAGAUAAUGAAAUACACAAAUAUACAAUAUAUGGCAAGAGGUUGUAAAAACUUGUGAUGUGAUGAUUAACUUCACAAGGACCUCUAGUAAGUCUUAAAGCCUUUCUUCUUCAUUUAUGAAAUGUGUGUAAGGAUAUAGUAACAUCAAAAGCAAGGAUGAUUGUUUUUGCUUUGUGCUGGCUUGAAAUCACAGGAAGUUGUCCUUUGGGAAACUGGUGAAAACAAGCCUUUUCUCUCAGGAGAAUAACGGGCGGAGGGCCCAAGAGUUCAACAAACAAACAAAAUGAAAGAAGGAAAUUACUUGGGAGUGUAUCACACAGGAGAUCUGCCAGACAUUGCCUUUAAACUUUGGUUCUCACUAGGCUUUUCUCUAAUCACAGAUUAAAUAUUGCAACUGGAGGUGGGGGUAUUAUAUUUUCCCAAAAUUCAAGCAGCAGAAUUUUUGUUGGGCAAAAUGCUUUUUUCCUCCUCCAUCUCCUCUGCUAGCACCAUCCCCUCUAUUAGCAAUGUUUUGCAGAGUGAGUGCCAAUCCUUAUUUAGCCAAAACUGCACCAUACACACACAGGAGAGGUUUCAGCUCAAGGGAGCAAGCAUUAUAGAGCUACCAAAAAGAAGAAGGAAAAAUAGAAACAAAAAUGUAAGGAAGCAAACAGACAACCCCCAAAACAACUCACUGAGGCCUGGACAUACUCAGUAGACACAGGAUGCUGGCUGGCUGCUGAAGGGAAAAAGCUGAAAACUGGGGGAGGGAAUGGAAUGGAGUAUCCCGGGGAAGGGUCUGACUGGCCAGAACCUUGAACAGGAGCAUUCCAUGUUGCACCAAUAUGUUGCAGGCCCUGCUUACCUCCAUUGUAAUGGUGAUGAUGGAAUGUAGUUCUCUGAUUGUCAGGAAAUGUUACUGAAUGUGGCCAGGUGACUCACAUAACCCUGUGCCUGUGCUGUUUUUUGUGGCUGCUUUUAAAGAUGCACCUUUUAAUGUUUUUAGAGGCAACGCACUCCCUCCCUCAACCAUCAGAGCUAUUGAAAUAUGCACCUGUUUCUGCACAUCCUUGGGGAGGGCAGGGAAGGGGGGGAAAUGAAGGGGAAUGGGAAAGAAUAGCUGUGCCUGUUAAAGCUGCACACCAAAGACUCUUUUGGAACCGAACGAUGCCCUGCUGCACCUUUAAGAGCUUCUGCUGUUUCCAUCUUUAAGCACCUCUGCUUUGAAACAGCCAGGUAGCUCACUGCAAUAUGCCGUGUUGUUACUGUUUUAAUGCAUUACAUGCCUGAGAUUCUCCAACGCUGCCACUUUGCAUGGAAAUGAAUCCUGCAUUCCAAAUCCACCGUUGGAGGCCAAUGCAGCAUAUUUCCAGACUCAAAAAUCGAAAUCCAGGUCGAAGCUGUGGUGCAGUGCGCGCUUUCCUUUCCUGCUCAGUAAAGAUUCAAGCCAAAGCACCUCCCAUUUUCUCCGUAGCCUUGUCUGCCUCAGGCACCCCCCUUCCCGCCCCCAGCCUUGCCCCAGCAUCCUUGCAUUUUCAUGUUCUGAGUGAGUCAGUUCCUUCUCUUCCACUCCAUCUUCGGCAAAUGCAUCCCGAGAUUUUUUUUGUUACUUGUCUCCGGCAGAAGCAUUUCCCCUCGGCCAGCCUGCCUUUCUUUACAGCACUUUCUUCCUUCUCUAAUAGCCUUGUUACCUCUCCCCCUGCUCAUUUCAGGCAGAGGUAUGGCCUUUGCGGCUCUGCUGCCUUCUGCUUGAUCAUUGGUAUUUUCCAAAGAAGCCUGUUGCUUAAUCACACAGGCUGGAAGAAGGAAAUAUUACUCAGUCUCUGGAGGGAAAGAGUCCAGAACAAUGGGCUUCUUUAAAAAGAAAAACCUACCAACCAAAUAAGCCACCCAAAUAAGCAGCCAAAGUGAUAGUCACCUGGCACAGAAGCUGAGGAGCUAAGCUGAAGCAGAGGCAAAUUCGCUCUCCCCAAUGUGCUUGUAUCUAUUCAAAUAUAUUUUAUCCAAAUUCAUAGGAAAUAAAAAAAGGACACUGCCAUUCCAGGUCAAACUUAUUUGUCCAUCUAGUUCAGUACUGUCUACUCUGACUGGCAGCCAUUCUCCAAUGUCUCCGACAGAGACACCUUUCCUAUUGCCUUCCUGUAUGAUCCUCUUAGUUCAAGAUACUGGCUAUCAAAUGAAAUCUGAAUGUCAGAUUAACACUGUGUAAGGAUACAAGCGAAGAAGCUUGAGUUCCAAUUCAUGCCAACUUGUUUAAAUCAAACUGGAAAAUUUGUUUAUGCAUUUAUCUUGUACAUUUCAACUUCAUUAGAUCCAGUUAACUGGAUUCCUAACCCAAGUCCAUGUUUGGCAUGCAUUAAUUAAUUUUAUUAACUCAAAAUCAGGGUGAUGUGUUGCUUUAAUUAAGGCAGCGCGCAGGCAAGUUUAAAUCCUCCUGUGAGUUAUUUCCAGUGCCUGGGGGCUGUAACCAACUAAGUCUUACUCAGAGUAGACCCACUGAAAGUAAUGGAUCUAUGUUUGCCAUGGACAUGAAUUUCUAGAGGUCUGUUCUGAGCAGGACUAACAUUGAAUAACAACCCCGAGGAAAGAAACAAGUAGCUUCCUUUCCCCCCCCCCACUCCACAUUUUAUACACCCUCAACAUGCUCCUCAAAACACAUACCUUAAUAAGAUUUUUGAUAAGGUUUUGAUAAGAUGCUACUCUGGGAGAAGCAGGUGGAGUUGGGAGCUAUAUAUACUCCUGUGGCAUUAUAUGCACAUACCCUCCAACAUUUCUCUGAUGAAAAUAGGCACAUCUGAUUUAUUUAUACCCCUCCUAUCUGACUGGGUUGCCCCACCCACUCGGGGCAGCUUCCAGCAUAUAUAAAAACACAAUAAAAAAGCUGCCUUCAGAUGUCUUCUAAACAUUGUAUAGUUACUUAUCUCCUUGGCUCUGGGGUGGGUAUGGAGUCAAAUGACACCCCACCCUCCAACAUUUCUCCGAUGAAAAUAGGGACAUCCGAAGGAAAAGUGGGACAUUCCGGGAUCAAAUAAGGAGCUGGGAUGGCUUCUGUAUAUCUGGGACUUUCCCUGGAAAAUAGGGACACUUGGAGGGUUUGUAUGCUGUCUAGGCACCCUCCCCUCUGUGAAGCAACGAGUGUUUUCACAGCUCCUUUGUUUUCCAGCAGCAGAAGCUUCCUUCAUAUUUUCUUCCUUCCAUUUCUGCACUGCCAUAUGAGUGUGGACUGAAGCAGAGCUAUUCCCCUUGCACUGCCCUAUUGCAGAGCCAGAGAACAGAGAACAUGCAGCCCGCCUCCUAUGAUUAUUUGUAUUUGGGUAUAGGAUAGAGCGCAAGUGAGCAACACACCAGCCUCAUGUUAUGCAGCCUCCCCCAACACCUCCUGUUCUCUGCUCUAUUCUUCCAUCCCAACAGAGUUCCUAGCCUCCUCCUCAUUUCCCCUUUAUUUACCAUGGAUUUUUAACGUGUAAUCCUCUCCACCUCCUUCUGUGUUUUUAAGAACAAUUAGAAGGGGCAGUAUUUUAUUUAAAGAAAGUAAACUUUUUAAAAAACGUUUUGCUAGUUGUCUUGGAGAAAAGCUGUCUGAGAAGAAACUGAUAGGUUUCUGCCAUGCAUAGCACACUAAAGUCAGAAAGGAAUUACUUUCACUUGCUUUCUAGAACAGUAGCUCUGUUGUACUAAAUAAAUCAAUCUUCCAUAUACUUCUUUUGAGAACAACUUUUUUUAAAAAGCAGUGGGGCUCACAUCUUAUCAAGCCUGCAUAGGUUUGGGAAUUUUAAUGUGAGGUUGCCAGGAUGAGAAGUGACGCAAGGUGAUCUUUAUUCCAGGUUAGUCAGUCCCAAACACUCUUUUAUCUGGCUCCUUUCACCACUGGCAUCUGCCCCCCACCCCACAGAUAACCAUCGAAGGAAUGCAACCCUGGACAGCAACUAAAUUGACCACCCCAGAACAACGGAUGCAGUCUUUGAAAGUGGUCUCUCCCCCAUCAUUAUUUCAGUGCCAAUAGAACAGAAAUAGUUAUUCAUAAGAAGAACUCAGCAUGGUUUUUUAAACAACAACAACAACACCCAUCUCCCAUCAGCAUUCUGGUGUUGUCAUUGUUGCAGUAAUCCAAUUUUCUACAUUUUCCCCAAAAGCAUCCCCAUGCACGGGAGUCUAAACUGGAGGUCACUAGAGCAUGAAUAAUGGUGGCAAUAUCAGCUGUGUAGCCUCUGUCACAAAGGUGUUCAAUACUAAAGUGCCCAAGUAAUGUGGCUGCACUCACUCAAUCUCUUCCCAGUUCAUCAAAAUGUCCCACUGUUUUCGAAAGCCAUAUGGGUUGUUUUCUCCGUGUCUGCAGUGCAGUUGGCAUUAUUAAAAAAAACCCCUCACCCAACAUCUCUCUCUCUCUUUCCUGUGUGCUUUUAACUGCUGCUUGAUGGAGAUUCAACAGGUGCACAUUUUCCCUGUCAUGCUGCACCUAUUGAAUUUCUACAUGCCUUGUAAAGCUCCCCCUCAUUGGUUGCCUACUGAAAGACACAUCAGUGUGAACUCCUUCUGCUUUUUCCAAGCGAUGAGGCUCCCUUCUGAACUGUGACUCCCCAGGCUCAUCGCCGUGGGUCCGUGGGAAUAUAUUUUCCGAAGGCCCAGCGAUACAACCAACUCGCUCAUGAGCCUCAUCUCUGAGUCCUCACCCUCCUCCUUUUGGUCCUUAUCCUAAUCCCUAAUCUUUCCCUACUUCCCAGCGCUAAUCCUAUAAAUCCUCCAUUAAUCCUAUCUGUCUCGUUCUCUCUCCAUCACCCUUCUCUGUCUUUAUGUGUGUGCUGGGGGCGGGUGGGGGAGACAGUGACGAACCUAUGGAGGCUGCAUUUUCAUAUUAUCCCACAGUAAUAUUUAAUAGGCCCUGGAGCCAUAUCUCCCUCCCUCCCUCCCUCCCACAUACACACAGAGAAUUUAUACCUGAUCCUGGAGCUCACUUGCUUCCGCUACCCAUCCAUUCAAACUGCCUUGCUUGGGAAAAAGACUUGACAACUUUUUCUGGUGUGCAGGGAAUUUAAGAAGAGCUCCUAUGGAUCAGAUUAAAGGUUCAUCUGGUCUAGACUUUCCUCCAAGGAGUUCAAGGUGGCAGACAUGAUUCUCCACCUCCUCAUCUGUUCCUCACAGCAACCCUGUGAGGUAGGUGAGGCUGAGAGACCCAGUGACUGCCCUAAGGUCACCCAGAGAGUUUCAUGGCUAAGUAGGAGCUUGAGCUGUGGUCUCCCGGGUCCUAGUUCAACACUCUCAACCAUUACACCACAAUGGAAGCUUGAUAUUUUCAGGAAGCUCACAAGAAGGCAAUGACAGCAACAGCCCUCCCUUGUUGUUGUUUUCACCCAGUGUUGGCAUUGUGAUACACUUACCCCUGGGCAUGGAGUUUCCAUUUCAGCCUCAGAACUCAUAGUCAUUGACAGGCCUACUAAUGUUCUCCAUGUAGUUGCCUGAUCUCCUUUUAAAGUUGUCCAAUGCUGCAAUCCUAACUCCACUGUGAAUAAGCCCCAUUGAAUUCAAUGUGACUUUCUUCUGAUUAUACAGGGUUGGGAUUGUCCUGAAAACCAUUGUUAACUGCAUAGCAGAUUUGUAACAUCUACCCUUAGGACUGAUGAGUGUUGCAGCUCCAAAUGCCUGGAAUACACCAGGUUGGGGAUUUAAAGUAUUCUUAUCCUGCCCUUUGGCCAAAAGAGGCUCCUGGAGAAGCUUACAGAUGUCAGCAGUAUGACAGUCCCUGCCUUCAGGCUUACAUGUCUAAAAUACAGGAUACAAAAGGAAAAGGGAUUGGGAGGGAGGAAGGGAAAAGAAAAGCCAGGCAGAAUUUCUUUGUUACAUGUAAUGACUGGCAGGAAUAGAAAGGUAUCAAGGAGAGGAUCAAAAGUCAAAAGCUGCCGGUCUUCCAGCAGAUCCGAUGGGAAGGGUCCAAUUUCUCUCCCUCUCCUGCAGCCUGAUGAGAACCACUGGUGUAGGUUUGUGUGUGCUAAGAUUUCUGGGCUUUAAGGCAAGAGCGAAGUUAAUAUGCAAUGCAUGGAAAAAGUGGAUAGAGAAAGGUGUUUCUCCCUCUCUCCUAAUCCUAGAGGACAUCCAAGGAAGCUGAAUGUUGGAAGAUUCAGGACAGGUGAAAGAAACCUAUACAAGCCGCUCUGAGGUCCUUGUAGGAAGGGUAGUGAUGUGCUUCAUGCAGCACAUAGUUACUCCAUUGAAUAUGUGCCCACAGGAGGCAGUGAUGGUCACCAACUUAAAUGGCUUUGAAAUAGUAAAGGUAAAGGGACCCCUGACCAUUAAGUCCAGUUGUGAGCAACUCUGGGAUUGCGGUGCUCAUCUCGCUUUAUUGGCCAAGGGAGCAGGCGUACAGCUUCUGGAUCAUGUGGCCAGCAUGACUAAGCUGCUUCUGGCGAACCAGAGCAGUGCAUGGAAAUGCUGUUUACCUUCCCGCUAGAGCGGUACCUAUUUAUCUCCUUGUACUUUGUGCUUUCGAACUGCUAGGUUUGCUAGGUUGGCAGGAGCAGGGACCGAGCAACGGGAGCUCACCCCGUUGUGGGGAUUCAAACCGCCAACCCCUGAUCAGCAAGCCCUAGGCUCUGUGGUUUAACCCACAGUGCCACCCGCGUCUCACGGCUUUGAAAUAGGAUUAGACAAAUUCAUAGAGGGGAGGGCUAUUCAGCGGCAGAGGAAGCAGGUGUGGGGGAUGUGGUUUGCCCCUGGUGUCAUCAUGGUGUGUGUGUGUGUGUGUGUGACAAAAUGAGUUAAAAAUAAAAUAAAAAUGGGCUCACCAAACUUAUUAGGAGUGAUGUGGUGGCUUAGGCGCCUGCAGGUUCCACGCUGCCUGAAACAGCAGUGUGGGACUUGCCUCUGCCUACUGCCUCUCCCUCAGCAGCCCUACAGCUGAGGUGGAGGUGGCGGAGAGGCCCCAAGCAUUGGAGAGGUGUGCCUCGCCCCCAUAGGCAGCUUGCCCCGCCCCCAUGGGUGGAUCGCCCCGCCCUGGCUGCUGGACAUGCCCCUUCAUCAGGCACCCGAGCGGCUAGCUACACCACUGGGGCUAUUGAUGGUUGAUAGCUAUGAUGGCUAUGCUCUGCCUUCAUGGAUGGAGGCAGUAACACUUGUGAAAACCAGUUGCUAGAAACCAAGAGGGCUCCUGUGCUCAAAUCCUGCUUGCGGGUUUCCCACAUGCAUCUGGUUGGCCACUGUGAGAUUAGGAUGCUGGACUAGAUAGGCCAUUUUAGAGAAAGAGAAGUGUCCAGGCACAAGGGACAGAAUGGGAGAAAGGGCAAACUUUAAAAAAAUGUUCAAAAGAACAUUUCCCACAACCGCAGAAUCUUUUUUGUCAAGGAUAAUCAUAACGGAAGUUCCCAAAAAAACCCAACAACCAGAGAAAUUUGGAAAAUAGAUAAGGUACCAAUGAAAGAAGAGUGGCAUCUCAAAUUGUUAGAAUAUGUUAGCUGGCAUGAUCACUAGAAUAAGAAACCAAAAUGAAAAAAGAUAUAAGGACGACUGGGUAUUAUUUAUUGAUUAUAUGAAAAAUUAUUAUAAGCAGACAAUUAGCCUAGCAGCAUAGUAAUAUUUUCAACAACAUAAGUUAGAACUAGAAUUGACGGGAGGAGCAGAGAAAGAUUGGGGAAACGAAUAAAACAGGAGAGGAAGUGAAAGAUAAAAGGAACCAUGGAAGGAGAGGAAGGGAAGUCAGUCAAUGCCUGUUUUGUUUUGUUUUUAAAUGUACUAGAAUAUGUAAUAUGCAAUUUUCUUUUUCCUGUUUCCUAUUACUUUCUGGGGUAGUUGUUUAGUAUUUUUCUUGUGUUGAAAUGUAUCAGAAAUGCAAAAUAAAUAAAAAAGAAUGGGAGAAAGGGCAGAGUCAUUUAAGACAAGGGAUCAUAGUAGGUCCAUAGCAAACUCAUUUGCCCCAGUCCUUCUGGGCAUGCUUUGGACUAAUGGUUUUCCUACGACAGGAGUCUGUCAGCUUCCGCAUGAUUUUUCAACAGCCGGAACAGAAAGGGAACUAAUUAUUGGCUGGACAUAGUAUUAGGAACCUCUUAUUCUAUCACCAGAGCAGGUUGAACAUAUAUAACUUGAAGGGGUCUGACCCUGAUUAUGCCUCUGAAUAGCAGUUGCUGGGAAUUACAAGUAGGCAGAGUUCUGCUGUGUUCGUGUCCAUCUUGCAGGCUUCCCACAGGCAUCUGCUUGGCCACUAUGAUGCUGGAUUAGAUGGGCUUCAUCCAACAGGCUCUUCUUAUAUUGGAUGAAAGACCACCCAAGAAACCUAUGAAAACCACUCUGUGGUCCCUGUAGGGAGGGUGGUGUAUAAAUGUAUUAAAUCAGCGUUCUUCAGUCUUGGGUCUCCAGACGUUGUCGGAUUACAACUCCCAUCAACCCCAGCCAGCCUUCCUAAUGGUCAGGGAUGAUGGGAGUUGUAGUCCAAUAACAUCUGGGGAGCCAAGAUUGAAGAACAAUGUAAUAAAUAACUUUUUUAAAAAAAGGUUCCUUUUAAUGUUAGCAGAUGCUAUGUAAUACAUUCCACUGACCUCUUCUGGACUGAUGCAGAACUGCUCUGCAGUGCUUCUGCCUUUCAGCCAGAGAGAUUGUGCAGGACAGUCUCCUCACCCUCUGCUCCUGCAAAGGCCUUUAUGCAGCAUUGUGCUGACAAAUAAUUUGGCCUUUGCCCAUUGGAAAUAACCCCCCCCCCAAAAAAAAAGAAAUCUAAGUUUCUUUUUGCCAGUGGGAAAUGCUUCAUUGCAAUUGCAAUUCCAUCCUGUCACUUUUCAAAAUGUGACAAGUUCAGAUGUUCAUAGAAUUUCCCAAAGUUUUCACAGGGCCUGGAUAGCUCAGUUGGUUAGAGUGUGGAGCUGAUAAUACCAAAGUUGCAGGUUCAAUCCCUGUAUGGGACAACUGCAUAUUCCUGCAUUGUGGAGAAUUGGACUAGAUCCGUGGUUCCCAACAUAAGGCACAAGCCACAGAGAGGGGCAAUAUGAUUUUUAAGGAGGGCAAUUCAAGAAUGAGUUAUUAACAGUGAAUGGCCUUUUAGGCUUCCUCCAUGUGAAUAGGAGUUCACUUUUUGAAUAAUAAGAAUUAUAUGUCACGGGGGAGGGGACAUCAGGAUUUUAGAGAUGCUUAGGUGGGGCAUGGCCAAAAGAAGGUUGGGAACCACUGGACUAGGUGAUCCUGAGGGCCCCUUCCAACUCUACAAUGCUCUGAUUCUAUGACUUGCAGUCCUGUGAGUGCAAGGAGCUUCCUCUUGGAAGGGACUGUGUUGCUCAGAGGGUGCUGCUACCACCAGCCUGCUAACCUUCCCCCUUUUCCUUUCCCGCCUCUUUACUCACAGGGACAUACCAAGGCCAGUGGCUUGGAGGGAUGCGUCAGGGAUACGGCGUCCGGCAGAGCGUACCGUACGGCAUGGCUGCGGUUAUCCGAUCCCCACUAAGGACCUCCAUCAAUUCUCUGCGCAGCGAACACACCAAUGGCACAGCGCUGCACCCAGAUUCUUCGCCUGCCCUGGCCGGAAGCCCUGCCGUCUCCCGGGGUGGCUUCGUCCUGAUGGCUCACAGCGAUGCUGAGAUCCUCAAGAGCAAGAAAAAGGGCAUCUUCCGACGCUCCCUCCUGAGCGGGCUCAAGCUGCGCAAGUCCGAAUCCAAGAGUUCCUUGGCCAGCCAGAGGAGCAAGCAGAGCUCUUUCCGCAGCGAGGCGGGCAUGAGCACGGUCAGCUCCACGGCCAGCGACAUCAACUCCACCAUCAGCCUGGGUGAAGGGGAGGCCGAGCUCUCCGUCAUCGAAGACGACAUCGAUGCCACCACCACUGAGAUCUACGUGGGCGAGUGGAAGAACGAUAAGCGGUCGGGCUUCGGGGUCAGCCAGCGCUCCGACGGGCUCAAGUACGAAGGCGAGUGGGCCAACAACAAGCGCCACGGCUACGGCUGCAUGACCUUCCCGGAUGGCACCAAGGAGGAGGGGAAGUACAAGCAGAACAUCCUGGUGAGCGGCAAGCGGAAGAACCUCAUUCCGUUGAGGGCCAGCAAGAUCCGCGAGAAGGUGGACCGAGCCGUCGAGGCAGCCGAACGGGCAGCCACCAUCGCCAAACAAAAAGCGGAGAUUGCGGCUUCCAGGUAAGGCUGCUGCAGGGUUGUCAGAGGAACGGCAGGAGGGUGUCCUGCGUAUAUCUGUGGUUCCAGUUUCUGAAGGGAAGGUGGGAUGAUUGUGUGGGGGACUUCCACCACUGGGCUGUGGUGGGACAUAAUUCAUUGGCAUCUCUUUGUUAUGGAUGGUACCACGAGAUGGAAUAACAAGGCCAGAACAACAAGUCUGGUCUGUAAGAUAGAGGGCAGAACUGCUGUGAACUUGGGCCCUGAACGGAGCAGUCCUGGGUGAAGGCCUCGCUCAUUCUUCCUUUUUGCACUGAGCUCCUAAUCAAAACUUAUAUUGCUAUUUUGAUGCUGCUUCCACACUGUAAUCUGAAUGACAUGUCGAGGGCUUGGUUGGUCUUUCUGUUUGAGGCUCAGAGCACACAAGGGUUGUUUUUUGGCCAUGAGUCAGGAGAAGGGAAGCAAAGAUUCCAAAUGGAGGGAGAACAAAACAGGAAACGGGCAGUGUGUGAAUCUGAUAAAUGUUCUCAACAGAUCAAGAUGAGGUUGAUGGGAGCAAGGAACCACAGCAGCUGAGCGGACCAAAGAGGGAGAUCCCGGGCUGCGCUUUCCUUAAAUGAGGCAAGCCACACACCCUGAGCCAGCUGAUUGGCUGGCCAGGGGAUGACGCGGCCCGAGGAUUCCCCAGAUUGCGCUGGGGCUGGAAGCCAGCCUCCCAGUGGCGUAGCGUGGGGGGUGCAGGGGGGCCGGCCGCACUGGGCGCAACAUCUGGGAGUUAGGGUUAGGGGGUGCAAAUCCACGGGUUAGGGGGCACAAAUCCACGGGUUAGGGGGCGCAAAUUACUUGCCUUGCCCCGGGUGCUGACAACCCACGCUACGCCACUGCAGCCUCCGCGUGCUUGUUGGGGGCGUGCUGCCCGCAACACCACCUCCUCCUGAGGUCGGAAGUGUCUUUCUCAACAGAUCAAGAUGAGGUUGAUGGGAGCAAGGAAAAUAGGGCUGGGGAGGAAGAGGGGAGUAGAACCUCAACUUGUGGAUCUGCCUCUGUCUGCCUGAAAUCCAAGGCAAGAUGUUUAAGAGAGACGUGUGGGGUCCAGAAUGUGUAUAGUUCCCAUGCACUUUCAUUUGUCCUUAAGACAGGAGGGGGAAGAAGCUGACCCUCCAGAUGUUGUAGGACUCUACCUCAUUUCAAAAGGCCGCUUGAUAGGUGAUAGUCCUCUGUUGAUGGUCUUGGGCUAUAGGCCAGCAUUUUAGGCCUGCUGUGUACUUCUUAAAGACACCAGGGUCGUUUCCAGUUUCCCUGUUCAUACCACGACAGACCAUGCGACACAAUACAUUCUUCUGUCCCACACAAUGUUCUCUGUUUACUGUAAAGUACAGAAGAAAGCAUCAAUAACAGUAGGUACAAGUAAUGAAGGUAAGCCUAACUAUGGCACUUGGCCACAAUGUCUGUGUUCCACCACCACCACUGCUGGGGGUACUAUGCCUCAGAAUAAUACCAGUUUCAAGUGGGGAGAGUGCUGCUGUUUCACUCAGGUCCUACUUGGGGGCUUCCUAUUGGGGCAUCUGGUUGGUCACUGUGAGAACAGGAUGCUGGCCUAGAUGGACCUCCUUUGGCCUGAUCCAGCUGCAGGGCUCUUCUUGUGUUCUUUUAGUGUACUGUGUGUUGGUUCAAAUCCUAACUUGGCCAUAAGGUUCAGGGGGAGGCUUUGGAUAGGUCCCCAUCUCACAGCAUGGCUUCCUUCAGUAGGUUCAUUAUGAAGAACCUACCGAAGUUGGUGUUACAUUUCCUGUGCUGUGCAAGGUUCUCAUGAUACAUACUAAUUGAAGUAAGUACAAUCCAGAGCAAAUACCAGUCAUCACCUUCCCCUCUUAAAAAAAAGUCAUGGCUAGUAUAUUUGCACAGGUAUGGGGCUUCCUUCCUAGAACAAUGACGUUUUGUGUUUCAGGGUGCCUGGAAUUCAAAUUUCCUUGUGUCAGAGAUUUGAGAGAAGGUAGAAUGUCCAAAGCUGGAAAAAUCCCAGGUGCCCUUUGCCCAGGUGCCUAAAAUGAGACACCUGUGCCUAAGCAAUUUGCCAUUUUUGCUUCCUGCCCCUGCCAAUGUGAUCUUGGAAUCUGGGGAUCUAACAUGUUUUUCCAUCCCAAGGAGCAGACUAGCGCUUGCCUAGAAUGGAGAGCAGCAUCACAUAUCUUACAAGAAGGCUGAGAAUGUCUCUCUCUUUUGGGGGGGGGGGAGAAUCAUAGCCAACCCUCUCCAUUUCUUUCUCAGACAGGCCCUUGAGGAUGGCCCCAGUUUUUGGCCUCUCUUCAGCCCACAGCUUCUCUCUGCCAGAGAGCAGGGGACUGCGCGUACCCAGAAAAAAGAAAGUAAAAUCAAGCCAGCGCACUUAGGGACAGCACAGACAGUUUCUGCCCAGAUGAAGGAGGCUUUCUGAGAAAAAAUAAUAAUUGCUGAGCAAUGCUUAGCACCUGUGGGACAGACCCAGUUUUACCCCUAUUGUUUAAUUACACAGAUCUUCCAGUUUUAAUUACAUUUUCAACACGCACACGCACACGCACACAAAAGUCUGUGCUGUGGAACACUGAUAAUUCUUUCUUUCUUUCUUUCUUUCUUUCUUUCUUUCUUUCUUUCUUUCUUCUAAGGAUUUCACACCUUGCUGCCCAUCAUCGUAUGCUGGGGCCAUAAGUCUCUGUCUUUUUCAAACAUGAGGUCCACCUUUAACCCUAUCAUAUAAUGUGGAACCCAGUUUAGGUUUUUUUAAACAUGCAUGUCCCUCUUUUCACAUUAAUCAAUGGCUGCUAGCCAUGAUAGCUAUGCUGUGCCUCUGCAGUUGCAGGCAAGAAUGCUCCUGAAUACCAGUUGCUGGAAGGCACAGGAGGGGAGGGUGCUCUUGUGCUUGAAUCCUGCUUACAUGUUUCCCACAGGCAUCUGGUUGGCAACUGUGAGAACAGGAUGCCAGACUAGAUGGGCCAUUGGCUUAGUUCUUUUAUUUACUAAAUUUAUAUACUGCCCUUCAUCCGAGAAUCACAGGGUGGUUUAUCAUAUAAAAACACAAAAGGACAUGAUGACCUGAUAACAAACAAAACAAUAGCCCUUUCCGCACACACAGUUUAGAAGGCCAAGGCUUGAUCCAGCAGGCUCUCCUUAUGUUCUUAAUCCAGUGAUGGCCAAACUUGGCCCUCCAGCUUCUUUGGGACUACAACUCCCAUCAUCCCUAGCUAACAGGACCAGUGGUCAAGGAUGAUGGGAAUUGUAGUCCCAAAACAGCUGGAGGGCCAAGUUUGGCCAUCCUUCUCCCUAUUACCUUUUCAGCCCGUAUUAUCUACACCGCAGCCAGGCACUUUAACAGCUAUUCCUUCUCCAGACAGAACCAUGGUGGUUGGUUUACGUGUGGUGGGGAAAGAGGGGUAGAGAUUUCUGACAGCAAAUUCAUAGCAACCACACCAAAGUACUUUCCUGGCGUCUUUUGAGGAAACCAAGGUUGUUGAGUCUGUAUAGACAAGUAGGCUUACCUUGUUUUGCUCUCAGCCUUUCCACAUCUCCUUAAAAAUAUCAGUUGUUGUGGUGUCCUGUUAUGGCCCACCUUUGAGGAGUCUGUGGCCCACUUGUGGCCAUAACUCACUACUUGAAGACCAGCAUGCUGUAACAGCUGGAACAAUUUUUCCAAUGUGCUCUCUUCUCAAUGCAUUUUAACAACAGGAAUAUUUCCUUCACUCAGAUUGGGUUUUGGAUGAUGGUGGGUGAGUGGAGGAGAGUCCUUAGCGUGACCCACUUUCCGUAAUCUCUCUCAUCUUGUUUCUUCAUGUGUGAGUGUGUGACUCAUCUGGCUGCCUCAAUGCCUCUUUGUAUGAUUGAGAUUCAGGGGUGAUAAUCUCAUGGUUUAAACUCUAGCAAAGCAGUUGUGUCAUCCGUCCUCUGUCUCGGUGUUGUUAUACAGGGGCUGUUAUUCUGAGAACAACCUCUGACUGGCUGGGGUCCAAGGCUCCUACAAUAUCCUCUUUUGACUGUGGUUCCUUUUGCUGGGUCACAGGUUGCUUUGAGGCUAGCUAGAGUAAGGUUACCAGAUGUUUUUCAAUGAAUCCGGGGACACUUUUUAAAAAAAAAGAGAGAGAAAAAGUUAUUUAAAAAGAAGAAGUAGUAAUAUCUUCUCUUCUGUGGUCUCCUCUGUCGCAUGGCCUUCCUCUGGGCCCCUGCCAUGUGUCCUUGCCCUCCCGGUGCUCUCCUACCUCUCCUUCUCAGCGGUGGUGGCAGCGGCGCAACAAAGUCGGGGCUUCUUUCUUUUUUCUCCUUCUUCUUUCUUUCUUUCUCUCUCCUCCUUCUCCGUCUCCUCUCCCCUUUCCUUUUGCGUUGGCUCCAGGUUUUUCCUGGCCCCGGAACGCCGCUGGGCAGUUGGCUGGGUGGCCAGCGCUCUCGCUCCCAGCUCAAUUUGGGUUGCGUGUGUGUGUGUGUCAGUGGCUCCCCCAGUUGAUGCACCGGGCGUCCCCGGUUCCCCUUCGGUAGUGGCAGCGGCAGUCUCAGCAGCCCAGAGCCAGUCUGGUAGCUUCAGGAGUUGCUCGCUGCUGUGGCGCCCGCCAUGUUGCCUCACCGGAAGUCCCCAUAUUAUGUGUCAUGUGCCGUUGAACCAAUCACGCAACAGUCAUUCCCUACUAAUAAAUCUACAACACUUAAAAUAUAAAUCCGGAGACAUUAAAUGAAACCCCGGGGACAUUACGGGGAUGGAUUUUGUCAGGGGACAGAUUUGUAAAUCUGGGGACUGUCCCCGGGAAACAGGGACAUAUGGUAACCAUAAACUAGAGCCCUUUUAGCAGGGCUGAGGCCCUGCUCCUCCAUAGCCAGCUAGAAUCAGUUCUAUCAGAGUGGCUCCACAUGACCUAUAAUAUAGCCUUACAUCCUCCUUAUAAACUGCAGUGCUAACCAAGGGUACCAAAGGAGCUUGCAGGUGUAAUCUCAGAGCCACUGUCUAUAAUCGUUGAGAAUUCUUGGAGAAGAGGUGAGGUCCCUGCAGAAUGGAGGUGGGCAAAUAUUGUCUGUCCUCCUUAUCAAAGCGCGGGGGGGGGGGGAGACCCAGGGAACUGCUGACCGAUCAGCUUCACAUUGAUACCAGGAAAUGUCCUAGAACAGAUAAUUCAACAGUACAUUUGUGAGCACUUAGAAAAGGAUGCUGUGAUUAUUAAGACUGAACAUGAGUAUCUCAAAAACAAGCCAUGCCUGAUAAAUCUCAUUUCUUCAUUUUUUCCGAUAGAGUUAUAAGUUUGGUGGAUCAGGAGAAUGCUGUGGAUGUAGUGCAUCUUGAUUUCAGUAAGGCUUUUGACAAAGUUCCCCAUAAUAUUCCUGUGGAGAAGCUGGUAAAAUGUGGGCUGGAUGAGGUAGCUGUUAGGUGGAUUUGUAGCAAUGCGAAAGAGUGCUUGUUAUUGGUUCCUCAGCAUCCUGCAAAAAAGUGACAAGUGAGGUGCCGCAGGCUUCUGUCCUGGGCACGUUAUUGUUCAACGUCGUUAUAAACAACCUGGACAAAGGAAUUGAGGGGAUGCUCAUUAAAUUUGCAGAUGACGCCAAACUGGAAGGGGUAACUAAUCUUGACUAAUAUUGAACAGAUGCCCUCAGAAGGUGAUGCACGCUCCUUCCUUGGAGGUUUUAAAGCAGAGGUUGGAUGGCCGUCUGUCAUGGAUGCUUUAGUUGAGAUUCCUGCAUUGCAGGGGGUUGGACUAGAUGACCCUUGGGACCCCUUUCAACUCUACAGUUUGAUGAUUCUAUGAAUCCCCAAUGGCACAGUAAAAGAGGAAAUGCAGUCUACUUUUGAAGUAACAGGGACCAUUUUUGUCCCUGCACUUUCACUCCCUUGCAACUAGAUCAUAGGAAUGCAGGAAGCUGCCUUAUCCCAUUGAUUCAUCUAGCUCUGUAUUGGCUACACUGACCACCAGCAGCUCUCCAGGUGCAUUGCAGUAGUCCAGCCUUGAGAUUACCAAUGCAUGCAUCAAAGUACAGUGGUACCUCUGGAUACGAAUGGGAUCCAUUCCGGAGCCCCGUUCGCACCUUGAAGUAAAUGUAACCCGCGACUGCGCAUCUGUGUGUGUGCGGGUAGUAUUUCGCCCUUUCCGCGCAUGCGCAUGACAUCAUUUUGAGCAUCUGCGCAUGUGCAAGCGGCGAAACCCAGAAAUAACGCACUCCAUUACUUCCGGGUCGCUGCGGAGCGCAACCCGAAAAUACUUAACUUGAAGCUAUGGUAUGACUGUAGUGAGUGCAUCCUGGAAUUGCCGUUGCUGGUUUACCAGCGCAAACUGGUCAAAGGUGCUCCUGCAUUAGCUGUCCUUCUGCUUCUUCCAAUGCAGCCUGAAGCCCGUUUUUCUCCACGUGAAAAAUGUUCCUCUCCUUUCCUUCCAUUCUUAAGAGAAACAUGUGCGAGGAAUGUCAACAGUCGGUGUGCAGGGGAGAGCAAGCUAAUGAUAUUUUCAGGACACUGUAACCCCAAAAAGAAAUUGAGCAAUUCUUUCCACAGACAACUUGUUGGAUUUAUGCAAAAGUUCCUGGCAGGUGAAUGUGGCUAUCCUAGCAGGCCUCGUAAAUCUCACAAAACUCUCACUCAGAUUGAGGAGAGGGAAACAACUCCUUGAAUCCUCAGAAGUGCCCUUCUGCAUCAUGUGGUGCCUUGCAGGGAAGCUGGCUUCUGCUUGCAACACAUUCUUCUCUAGAUUUUUUUCUGAAUGAGACCGGAAUGAAUGAGGAUGGGAAAGGAGGAGGGGUUGGGUGAGCAUUCCAGCUUUACUGGAUUAGAUUAAUUGUAUGUUUCAAUCAUGUAGAAGAUGGAUGCUUAAAGCCCUUUAUCAGCAAGCUGCUGGCUCCCUUAUCUGCAGACGUGAAUGAACCCUGUGGGUUAUGCUAGCUUUUGUGUUCAAUGGAUUAAGUAUAUUUGCAAAAAUUGUCAGAACUGGAGAGAAAACAGAUUGUUGAACAUGGCUGAGGCUAGAUCUCUCUCCUUGUGGCUUUGGUUGCAGAUUUUCCAUGGUGAUGGGAUUGUGGGUGGGCCCAGUUGGGAGAAGAAGAAAAAACACAUCUUCCACCAAGAAGAUGACACAAUUUCCAUAGACUUUAAUAACACAGAUGCUGUCUUGGUGUUUGCAUUUCAUGGGGCUGCAAAACAGCCAGAUAGGUGAAUGCAGAGCAGAUAAUGUGGUUGAUUUAAGGAUUGAUAAAUUUUUAAUCUGUGGGGGAGAUAAUUUCUUCAAGGUAUGCAGAUAUAUAUAUACUUAAUGUCCCCUGCUUCCCCCCGCCUUGGCAGGAGUUGUGGUGUGGACACACUUUUCAGUUUCCAUGUACCCUUGUGUCCCUGGAGGUGUAGCACAGAGGAUGGGCCAUUUGCCUGAUGAGGCCUGAGAUAAAAUUGAUCCUUCCAGAAGCAGGAGCUUAGAGUAAAGGUGACAUGGGGAAGGCUUUCCCCAGACCCAAUGGGAAAAAGCCACCCCCCACUCAAAACAAAACCCCUAAGACCCUCUGAGCCUCUGUGCUCCCUUUAUGCAUCACUGUGGGCCAUUCCUCCAUCUCACAUCCCAUAAUAUGAACCUUUCCCUUCAGCUCAGAGGGCAGCUGACACAGCCCUGAGCCCCACGCUGUCGGUGCCUCUGUUAGUGGCAUUCCCCACUCCUGUGCCCAGAAGAACCCCGAGCCCUGUGAAAAUGGGUUAGCCGUCCAGGCACCACCAGCUUCCUGAAUGUGCUCUGGUCUUGGAAACACCAACAUCGACCUUCCCAAGAGGCAAAUUAAACAGCUAAAAGAAAGACCAGGUCACUUGAGAUUCCUUCCUAUGGGAGUUCUUAUGGCAGAGCGAGUCAUUAAUGUGCUGUGUGUGGACUGGGUCAUUUGCGCAGGCAGCAGGAAGUAGUGGAAGGGGCCAGUUGUGCUGCUGAGGCCAGUAGGCAGAUCAUGGGCAAGCAGGGUCUGAGGCCAGAGGUUCCUUGGAAGGCGUGGUGGGAGAGAGCGGGAGCUGGAGAGCCACUUUUUAGUCUGUGGGAGCCCAGAGAGAGCUGCAUGGAGACAUGGAGGGUGGUUGGGGAGGAGCAGUGGGCGUUGGACAGGGUUGACCCAGCUCUUAUCAGAAGAGGCCAUUAACAAUAAACGGGGCCUAGCAUAAAUUCAGUAGCCAGGGUUAGUGGCAGCUGGUGGAGCAUAGUACUCUUAAUUUCAGGGUUGUGGGUUGAAGCCCAAUGUUGGGCAAAAAGUUUCCUGCAUUGUAGGGGGUUGGACUAGGUGACCCUUGUGACCCUUCCAACUUUACAGUUCUAUGAAUCUGUCAUGUUCAAGAAGGGAGGGCUGAACCAAACUGAAGGUCUUCCCAAAUUUUCCUACAGUCACACUUGCAAAAUGAGCUCUUUAUUUUCUCUUCUCUGUAUAAGCUAAAUAAGGAGAAGGGGUAACACUCUGUUUUGUUGUAAAGAGAUCUUUACUCCCAGGUGUCUGAUAAUUAAAAAAUCUUGUUCAGAUAAAACUGAGGAAAGAGCACAGGAAACAGAAGUGUUACCUUUCUUUUUUGUGUAUCUUGCAAGCCUUCGUGCACAGAUGUAUAUUUCAGUUUGACAGAUUAAUUGUUUGUACAAGAAUAUUUUGCAAUAACGUUCUCUUCCUGCUUGUGGUGAUGUUGUGUAUUAUUUAUGUGUUCCCCAUUUUUCUCCUCUUUGUAAGUUAUUUCUUUUCUUUUCUGUAUAAUUUUAAAAGUAAUAUUUUAAAAAUGGGGGAGGGGGUUUCCUAUCAUGCUGUCGAAAAAGGUGCUGGCCAACAUUUUCACCCAGGACUUUUUGCCACUGCUCCUGAAUAGAUGUAGUGAAGGAGGAGGGGGAGAGGAAAGGAAGGAGCAAAACAGAAAGAGAAGGAGAGAAAUAAAGAAAGCAGCUCUACUGAGAAUGGAAGCUUGUGUUCCCUUUUCCUGGGGGCGGGGGGACUGCCAUGGUGUGGCCAGGCUCCUUCACUAUCUUAAAAGCUCCUUGCUAGUCCUUUAUGCCUUUCGCGUUGAUGAAGACGAGAGUGGGGUGGGGGAGGGAGGAGUGGAGAGAUGCUUCAGGGACGUGCACUGCUGUUGCGCAUGAGCAGUGGCCAUGUAAAUAACAUGUUUUCCUAGGGGUUUUCCGCCUGAUUGCUCAGAGCAUGGCCCAGCCGCUUUUUAGCCUGCCACAGAGCUUUCAGCAUCCCCCUAUAAUGGGUGUUUGCCCAGUGGCUAUGUUGUCCCCUUUUGCAGAUGGAGAAUGGAGCGGGAGGAGCAGGAGCAGGAGGACGAGGCAGUCGCGGCUCUGGCCUUGUGAACUGGUCUUCAGUUGCUCGCAAAAAGAACUCAGUUUAGCACCGAGAGUCUAUUCAAAAGGAUCUGUUUUUAAUGCUUUGCUAACUGUUUUGAGGCUCCUUUUGAAAAAUCAUGCUUGAUGCAUGAUCUGACAACCAAACUAAAAGUGGGGAGGGGUGGAGGGUUUUUUAUUUUAUUAAAAAUGUGCAACUAAUGGAAUUCUGCUGAGCAGGAAGUAAACGUUUUAGAGAUGCGUGCACACGCAGUUGUUUCAUAUGCAGUUACAGUGGCAAAGGAUCUGUUUGCUGGUGGGAGGCUUGCAUUUUUAUAAGGGCACCAGAACCUGCCUUAUACUGAACCUGACCACUAGUCUGUCUAGUUCAGUACAGUCAUACCUCGGGUUACAGAUGCUUCAGGUUGCGCGUUUUCGGGUUAUGGAUGUGCUGAAACCCGGAAGUACUGGAACGGGUUACUUCUGGGUUUCGGUGCAUGCGCAGAAGCACUAAAAUCAUGCUUUGCGCAUGCGCAGAAGCGCCGAAUCACAACCCAUGCCUGCGCAGUUGCAGCACUAUGGGUUGCAAACGCUGUGGGUUGCGAACAUGCCUCCCACACGGAUCACGUUCGCAACCCAAGCGCCCACUGUAUUGUCUUCUCCAGUAGUAGCCAACACAGUGUCCUCUAGAUGUUGUUGGACUACAACUCCUGCCAUCCCUGACUAUUAACCAUGCUGGCUGAGGCUGAUGGGAGUUGUAGUCUGCAGCAUCACCACAUUGCCUCCCCUUGAUGCAAACUGACUGGCAAGAACAGUUGCAUCUUUGACAACCCUGCCAGCAGGUGCCGUGAUUAAAUACAGAGACUUUCCGUGUGCAAGGCAGCUGUUUUACCACUGGUCUAUAGCCCUUCCCUUCAAGGUAUAAAGAAACCAGUAUGUUGACUGCCUAGAAGACUCAGAAGUAUUUGUUUUAACACUGAGAAGAUGCAAUGGCAUCAUUAAUUUGAGACAGUUUUCAUUGGCAGGGCAAAGCCUUUGGAUAGGUGCAGAUGUAAAAAUGGUGGAGGGGGAAUAGCCGAGCCCAGGACUGACCUGUUUGGAGCCUGAAGGGCCCUGCCCUGCUUCUCUCCACCUGGCUUGGGGCGGGGCCUGACAGGCUCCAUAAAGGACUGCUGCCUCUGUUGCUGGGCAGAGGGCUCCGUUUUUGUUUUUUUAAAUUGCUUUUAUUUUUUAUCUCUGUCAUUUCAAACUGAGAUAGAUAUUAAUGCUGUAUUCUUAGUUUUAGAUUUUAUGAUGUAUGCGGAAAUUGUUUUCCGUUUGGCUGUGUACUUUUUGAUGUGUUUUAUUUAUUGUUUAUGACUUUUGUUAUGUUGGUAAUUAAGUAAAUCUUGUCAUGUUGUAAGCCGCCUUGAGCAUUGUUUUAACUAUGGAAAGACGGCAUACAAAUAAAAUGAUGAUGAUGAUGAUGAUGUUCAGAGUGCAUUCCUCUCCCUAGUGCAUAAUCACAGCCAGCUACCUCACUGCUGGUAUUGUCAGGAGGGACUGACUGAGUCCCAGGUCAAUCUGAGGCCCAGCCUUUCUAACUUUAGAGGUGCCAGUGCUGAUGGGGAGAGACAGAAGGAGAGGGAGGCCAGUUCUCAGCCUGCAGUGCUGGACAGUUUCCAUUCCCCUCUUUGGCCUGGAUGCAUUUGGGGUCAUGGAUCAGGAAGGAGCACCAGACAACGUUAAGGUGAACCAGGUCAGGGAUAAACUGGAUUCCAGAGAGUCCACCCAAGCAUGAAAGUUCAUCUUUAAGAAAAAGUGGCAGUGAGCCAUGUCCCGCCCUGACCUAUUUAAAACAGCAGAGCGAGAGUGCCUAUUAGCGCAGGCAGCUAAAUGGGAUGGACGCAGCUGGUGGCUGUGAGCAGAAAGGGCGCCCAUUCAUAAUUCAUGGGCCUCCUUGGUUUGUGAAUGAGAAGUGGGAGGGGGCAAUGCCAUGGGAUUGGCGCUGCCGCCGCUCGGGGAUAUGACCUACAUCGAGAUCUAAGGGGCUGUGGGCUCCGUGGGUUCUUUUGAGCCACAGCUUAGGGAGAGCACUGCAGCCGCCCUCAUGUCUUGCUUUUGAACUUCCCAUUGGGGCAUCUGCUUAAAACUAGGAUGCUGGACUAUGAUAGGCAUUUGGCCUGAUCGAGUUGCAGCAUCCUUCCAACACUUACUCUUUCCAGAGGCCCAUUGCUGGGAAUCACAAGUGAGGAGAGCCCUGUUGCACUUAGGUCCUGCUAGUAGGCUUCCCACAGGCAUCUAGUUGACCCCUGUUAUCACAGAAUGCUGGACUAGAUGUGCCUUUGGUCUGAACCAUCAGAACUCUUCCAAUGUUCUUAGGCAAAACAGUGGCAAGAGUGCUGCUGAGCAUGUGCAGAGCAGCUUCCAUCAGCAUGGAGUAACCCAGGUUUCCAAGUUUAAAGGUGUGGUUCCCAGGAUGCUGCUGAGCUCUGGUGCUGUGCGGCUGGACCAGGCAUUUCUGCUUUAUUUCUUUUGGCAAUAGAUACCCUGCUUUUCUUUAGAAACUCAAAGCUGCUUACACCAUGAAGGAAUAAAAACCACAGUUUUAAAAAGCAAAACAAAUGCAAACAUUUAUUUUUUUAAAAAAACAAAACAAAUGUCAAUAAUAUCACAGAGAGCAGCAGCACUCAAUAAGCAAGAUAUAAAAACUAUUGUUUCUCAGCUGAGAGCUUUCUGAAGCAGCGUGUCUUAGCCACAGCCUCAAAAGGAAGAGUGUCAGGGCCUGGCACAGCUUCUUAGGAAGGGCUCUCCAAAAAAUUACCUGCUCCUCGUAGCUCCCCAGUCAGACAAAUUCUAGUUACAUGGCUGCGGUCCAGAGGCGGAAACUAGUGCUGAAUGCAGCUGCCAUCUUGAUAAGUGGGGCAGGGAGCCCAAUGGGACUGUGUGAUUGGCAUUGACCAAAAACAAGGCCUUUGCAGUGGUGAUUCCCUGUCUGUGGAAUGUUCUCCUGGGUGAGGUGCACUGAUCUUCAUUAUGGAAAGUUAAAAACAAUCCUGUUUACUCAGGCAUUUGAUGGCUGGGAGAUAUUAGCUAUGGCAACCCUGGAAUUAAUAACUGUGAGAGUAUCCAGUUGAUUUUUAAAUGCUUUUAGAUGUUCUAAAAGUUUUUAGAUUGUUUAAGAUUGUUUUAAAUAUACGUUUAGUUUACUUUGAAUUGUAUUGCUUUCACAAUUUGCUGUUUGCCGUCCUGAGCUCCUUUGGGUGGAAGGAUGAUUUACAAAUGCAAGCAAUAAAUAGUAAUAGUAAUAAUAAUAAUUAAUUCUGCAUUGGUACCUGGAUCAAGGCCUCGGGCUUCUGGCCUAUCAUGGUUCACCGUGCAUGAGCAUUGUGCUGGUGCAGACUACCUGAUUCCUUCCAGUUCAUUCCCGCAGGGUUCAUUGCUUAUUGCUCCUUGAAAGCCAUAAUCCUUGGGUAGGGAAACUAGGGAAACGGUUGGCUUAGAGUAUGCAUCCUUUUGGUAGUAACAACCCACGACCCCAGGCUUAGACAUAACAGGAAGCCAAGUCUCUCAUGCGAAAAUAUGGGGAACCAGGAAAGAGAGAAACAGAGAAUCCGAAACGGAAAGGGUUGUCCACCCUUAGUAUGAGGCAGCCUCCAGAUGUUCCAAGCAGUAAUCACUAAACUUGGCCAUAGAGUGUAGAGAUCUAGUGCUCAGUGCCACUGUAAAAGAUGCAAAAGUCCACUUUCCUCAACGCAAAGGGAAUGCAAAGAUUUCCUGUCCCCAUAGCAUUAUUACAGCCACAAGGACACUGCUUUCAUAUAGGACUGUAUUCUGAAUGAGUGCUGAUCAGCAUUCCAUUAUCAACUUCUAGUGACUUUAUCUUCAGCAUGGGAGGGGGGGACACUUAGAUUUUGGAGGGAGUCAAAACAAGCUUUUAUCUGCGCAGGUGAUAUUGUAAGUGUCAAGCCGUGCUCCCAGGUCCUUCCAAAUUUGGGGGGGAGAGAAUCUCGGGAGUGAGAAUCAGUUGUUGUCAUGGCUUAAGGAAAAUAAGAGGGAGAGAGAGCAUGUCAAGGGGUGGGGUGCGGGUGGCAUUCCUGUUUCUUUUGUUAGGAACAAAGCAAUUGUGUGCCUGUAAGUGGGGGCAGGAGCUAAGCACAGGAAGGUUUGUGGCUUUACGGCAUCACCUCCCCUUUCCUUGAAUGCCUCCUCCUUCUUCCUCUUCGUCCCUGACAAAAGAGGGUCAGAUGAUAACCACCAUCGGAUGUGAUUAGGAUCAGCUGCUGCAUCCUUCCGUUUCGUUGGCAGGCUGGGGAACAUGGGCUUCUCCACUCUGACUCAUUCACAGUGUGGGCCCUGCUUCCACCUUGGGGCCAUCAAGGCUUCUGUGAAUGGUACAGAGCAAAAGUGACAUCUCUAGCUGGACUCCGUCAGUGCCGGGAAGGCCCAGUGGUGAUGGGAACGUCGGGUAGCCCUCUCCAAUUGCGCCUAUCUGCUACUGGUGGUAUUUGCUUACUUUCAGUGUUGCUGUUCUGCCUUUAUGCUUGAGAGUAGGCUCCCAGGGCAGCUGGCAGUAAGUGAAAAUGGACACAUAAAUAAUAACAGCGCCAGCUUAUGAAUGUCUUCUUUAGCUAAGAGGAAAUGCUACGAAGAAGUGGCAUGGCAGAAGUUUAUGAAGUUAUUCAUGGCAUGGAAAAAGUAGAAAGAGAAGAGUUUUUCUCUCCCUAAAAUAACACUGGGACUUGUGGACGUCCAAGGAAGCUGAAUGUUGGAAAAUUCAGGACAGAUAAAAGGAAGUACUUUUUUCCCACACAGAGCAUAGUUAAACUAUGGAACUCACUCCCACAUGAGCCAGUGAUGGCGCCAAUUUGAAUGGCUUACAAAGAGGAAUGGAGGUAAAAGGCCAUCCUCUUCCCAGGAGAUGAGUGAAUCAGCUUUUCUGACCAAGAGCUCAUGAGAAAAUGUUCAUCUUCAGUGUGCAACAAGUCGCUCUGGAGAUGUCUUCAUUACCUGCUAAAGCCUCUUGUUCCUUGUUCCGCAGGGGGCCCAAUGACCUGCUGACACCCCCAGCAAGUUGCUGUUCCAUCAGUGUCUAAAAGCUGAUCUGGGAUCAUAUGAGAAAUUGUUAGAAGGCUUUUAGUUGCCUUCUCCUGCAGUGUGACAUCAAGGACUCUCUGGCCCUACGUGGGGUCUCUCGCUGAAGGGGGCAAAGGCAGCCAGAGUAGUGGCUGCAGAGGGUCUGGCUUCAGCAGGGUGGCACAAGGAGCACAACUGUGCUGUUGCCAUGCAGAAAGCCGCCUUCCUCCUCCUCCUCCUCCUCCUCUUUCCUCACCCUAAACUCCUGUGUUAACAAGCCAUGGACACAGAAUACAAAAUCAGUGCUGCAGAGUUUGCCUGUCAGCAGCACGCCAAAGGCUGGACUGUCUGUUGAUUUGCUGUUCUGUCACCUGGGGAUGAACAACACAACAUAGGAUUGUUUCUACCAGAAAGGAACUGGGAAGGGGAGAGUUGCAGGCCCCCUCAAAGCAAAUGUUUUCAAGAGCAGAAGGCAUCUUCAGCUGCCGUUUUACAACCGUCCUGGAGAACCCAUGGCUCAAAGACUCUUCCAUGUCAGGGAGAAAGACUGAGAUGGGGAUUCACUUGUUACACAGUGAGAGGCUGGGCUUGGGGAUAUUAUUCCUUUUCAAUAAGGAGCAAGGUACAUGUGCCACGAGGCAGCAAAGCAUUGGAAGGAAAGGAUCCUCCUUGUUUAAAUCCUGGGCUUUGGCACAGCCCUCUGACCAGUUGCUGGGGGCUAACAUCACAGUGCUCUCCUCGUUCUCAGUGCCAAUUCAUCUGUCCUCUAUGUGCAUGCAAGGAGUGAAGAGAAAGAGGGCUUCUCUACACUUACAUUUUGCCCUGCUAUUUCCAGGCACAGCUCUUGAGUUUUAAAGCUCCAUGUCCAAAUGCUCUUCCCUGCCCCCCUCCCACCUUCCCCCUGGAAAACCCGCUUUUUAAAGCAGAAUCAGAGCAAACAUCAGUCCAAUUUUCCAUGGAUUGACGUUUGCUCCAAUUGAGCUUUAAAGAGCGGAUUUUUGCGCGGAAAGCUCUGGGGCGUGCUCAGAGACAGACUUUUAUAUUGCCAGCCAUGCCUGGAAAGAGCAGAGGAAAGGUAAGUAUGGAUAAGCCUUACUUGUUUUGGGUAUCAUUUUCUGUGAAUAAAUACUGUUUUAACUCUUUUUGGAGUUAAAUGGUGAAGAUAAGGUAGGUCAGCUUGUCCAAGGCAGCCACCAAAAACAAAACAAAACCUUUGCAUAUUGGCGAUAACCAACGGGUGCCACUUCCUUCCCAUCCAUGUCAAUGUGUUGUUUAUUUGGGGCCUCAGGAGAAAGGAUGCUGAGCUAAGCAGAGCACGGUUCUGACCCAGCAGUGCAUGGCAAGUCGUGUGUUUUUAUGCAACCCAACAUCAGGGAGCUCCACAGCUCAGCAGUAGAUUGUGCAAAUGGUCCCAGGUUCAACCCUGGCAUUUCCAGAUGGGGUUGAGAAUGUCCCAAACCCUGGAGAGCCAUUGCUGCCAGUUAGCAUAGGCAAAAAACUGAGCUAGGUAGACUAGGGCAAGGCAGCUUUCUCUGUUCCUAAUGAGGCAGGGCAGCAGUUUCAAGCCUUUGCCGUUAUGAGCCUCCCCAAUAAGAACAAUCAGGGGAAGGAUGGAAACAGGCACCACAGGCCCCUUCCCCAGGCCCACACAGCAAGGGUCUCACAGAGCUGGGGAAAAUCUUCCUGGGAGGGUGUGGCUGAAAAGGGAACAGUUUGGAGCGGAACGUUCUGUCCCUGGGAGUCUUUGGGUGUUUUUAAACAACAGGGCCAGAUGGAAGCAGGCAGCAGCGGCGCGGCAGGGUAGCGAGACAGGAAGGAGAAGAAGGAGAAGAAGCUGACGGUGAUUCACUCUUGGCACUGAACCACUUUCCAAAGAAGGAAGGCAGCAGCGUGAGAGAAAGAAAGGGAUGGGCAGGGAGCAAGAGAGGCAUUUAAUCCCUCCUCCUUGGAUCCAGGCUAAGCCACUAGAUCCGGCUGUGCCUUCCUCCUUCUCUCCACCUCUUCAUCGCUGCCACUUGCUUGCCGACGCUGCUUCUCCCCCACCCCAUCUCUCAGCUCCCCUCCCUGGCAAAGACAGUGCAGCUCAGAUGGAUGGCACACAUGCACUUAGCUAAUAAUUCUGUCAUUCUGGUUAUAGUGGGAUGGAGACGGGCUGGCAUUUUAGGGCAAGGAAGGAAAGGGGUUGUGGAGGUUUUUUGGCAGGGAAGGAAGCAAGAGAUCCUGCUAGUUUGGAAGAUGAGGAUCAGCCACAUUCGAGACAAAAUUUGCCAGAGAGCAGGUGUUCUUGUACAGCAUUUGCUGCAAUUAUUUCUGGAAUAGUGGUUGCUAUUGUUAAAUUCGCAAUAACUACCAUGUUGUCAUCGGUGUAGGAGAGUCACCUCUUUUUGAGCUGAAUGGAAGGGACUUGUGCCUUUGUUCGGCAUAUUGUUAUGUGCUGCUGGCUGGAAAGAACAUCCAAGGGUGCACAGCUGACCCAGAUUUUGUUUCCUUGCUGGAAGGUCAAGGGAGGGUGUGUGUUUUUGUUGUGUUUCUUAUAAACAGGUCCUUGUAGGCCUGCUUUUACCAACCUAGUGUUGUCCAGAUAUUUUGGACUAUGACUCUCAGCUUUACUGCAAUAAAAGCCCCAGCCAUAUAGCAAUAUAUACCCAUUUAUUGGUUGAUAUUUGUCACUUAUUAUGAUGAACAAAUGAAGACUCACCAUACAUAGAAGGGGUAGCUGCCCUCUCCAUCCUUCCUCCUUACAUAGUGCCUCUGGAAGAGGAAUAAGGUGACCAGAGAGCUUUCCUGCACAGUGACAUAGCUUUUAAGCUCUCUGUCUUGCUUAAGAGGCUCUGGGAGGCUCUCACAAAAUCUCAUGGGGCCACCUGAGUUCCUGUAAGAUCUCGCUAGAGCCUUUGGUGGGAAAUAAUGGGGGAGGAUCUGAAAUCACACUUGUCAGACACUGCUAUUCAAUGGAUAUUUGCUCAGAAGUAAGUCCCAUUGAAUUCAGUGGCACCUACUCCCAAAUAAAUGUGCAGAGGAGGGUGACCAAGAUGCAGGCAUGCCAACUCUAGGGCCUUUGGCUCCCUCAAUAUUUGUUGGAAGGGGGCCAGGCCCUCUCAACAUUGAGGGGGUGGAAGAGGUUGAGCACAGAGCCAAGCAUGGCGCAGCUUCAGUGGCCGACUCCUCCAGAGUGCUCAGAUUCCCCUCAACAACGUGAUGUGUGUGUGUGUGAGUGAGUGAGUGACGUCACAUGUGCGUGUCGCGUGCUGGACCCCUUCAGUCUUGGGGGUAAUAUGGUGUAUCUGCCAACAUGAUAAAGGGUCUGGAAACCAAGCCAUAUGAGGAAUGGUUGAAGGAACUGGGUAUGUUUAGCCUAGAGAAGAGAAGACUGAGAGGAGAUAUGAUAGCCAGAUUUAUGAAGGGCUGUCAUGAGCAAGCUUCCCCCCCGCCCCCGUCGCUCUGGAGGGGAGGACCCGAGCCAAUGGCUGCAAGUUACAAGAAAGGAGAUUCCGGAUAAACAUCAGGAAGAACUUUCUGACAGUAAGAGCUCCACCUCUAUAAUUCUAUCAUUCUAAGCGUGCAGGCAACCUAAGCAGCUGUAAACAGGUGGGCAUGUACAAAAUAUUUGUUUUAAAAAAACACACACGCAAAACUCUCUAAUCCCUAAGAUUGGUGACUAGGAGGAUGUGUAUUAUUAUUAUUAGCGAUGGCUGGGAUAAGAUGAGUUAUUAGGGGGAGCUCAUUUAAAAUGGGGAGCUCAUUUUAGCUCUGGAAAAGUCUCAUGACAAAGAGAAAAUCAGGUCUGAAGAUAGCGUUUGUUAUGGGCGGCAUAAGCAAAAUCAGGUGAAUACUGGCUGAUGUGGACAUAUGAUGCACCACAGAAUGAGACCCAGGUUUCGGUUCCAAUGCUGCUGCCUUUUAGCAGAGGGCCCUUUGCAUGGAAUCACAUCCCUCUACACACACACACACACACACACACACACACACACAGCUGAUUUUACUGUACAAAGAGCAGAGACAGCAAAGCUGCCUUCUCUGCAAUUUCGUGAAGAAAGAGGAGCUCCCCUCCUACUCCCAGAGCUGCUUUUUUUCAGGCCUCUUGGCAACCGUGCAUGUAUUUCUGGGUUUCUCUCCUCUCUCUCUCUUUCUUUCUUUCUUUCCUUCCUUCCUUCCCUAUGGGGGCUGGGGAUGGCUCUGUGACAAGUUAAAUAGGAGUAGGUGGAACACGAGGGCUGUGCUUUGAAAGAGGUAGAGCUUAAAAUGUCCCUUCUUGCUCUUACACAACUGCAUAGCCAAAUGAGGGCAGGUGCCUGCCUUCAGUAGCCAGGCCUGUUUCCCAAUGGGCAGUGGUUGGAAGGAAGCUCACCAUUCCCGACACCAGUUUCUAACCUCUGCCCUCUGACAUUUGAGGGCGGAAAAUAAGGUGCCACACUUUAUACUAAGGUUUAACUAAGGAAGGUAGGGAGGCUGGCGAAUUGUGUAUGGGAAUGCAAAGAAACACUAAAAGCAAUUGUGGUUUUGAAAUGGAUAGUGUUAUUUGUGAGUUUCAGGCACACACACAAACAUGGCUCAUUGCAUCCGAUGGAAUCCAAACAUUGGCAAAGCCUGUCUCCUCCAUGCUGCGAAACCUCAUUUGUAACCAUCAUGCCAAAUUGAGUGCAGUCAGGCAGUGGCGGAGCAAGCCGAUCGGGCACCUGGGGCAGCGUGUGUGCCCUGCAUCCAGGGACGGGGCCAGCCACCUGCGAGGUGGGGUGAGCUGGGGCAGGAAGCUCUGUGGGGUCUCUGAGGAGUCUGCCUGCCUCCUCCCACUCAGCCACCCUACAGCUCAGGGGGAGGCAGCAGGCGGACCAUUUGGGCACCCAAGCCACCGCGUCACUCCCAGGAGAGACUCAUGGCUUGGGCGUGCUGCAGGCCUCCGCGGUGAGUGCCACCCAGCAUUUUGUCACCCCCCUCAGUGGUGACACCUGGGGCGGCCCGCCCCCACCACACACCCCUUCUUCCGCACCUGCAGUCAGGCCAAAGUCACGUUUUGACCCGCCAUCUUGAUUUAAAAUGGUGCUGGGUGUCCGUACAGACUAGGAGCCCUUGGGCCAAGUCUGGUGGCGAUCUCUCAAGAGGCAGCCAAACCUAUUCUCCAAAAUAUAUAGUAGAGUGGAAGCCGUCUUAGACUAAGUCAGACCAAUGGUCCAUCUAGUUCAGAACUGUGUACUGGUAACAGCGUUCCAAGGUUCCAGGUGAGGGGGGUGUCUUUCCCAUCCCUACCUGGUGAUGCUGGGGAUUGAACCUCUGAACUUCUGCAUGCAAAGCAGGUGCUCUCCCUCUGAGCUACAGCCCUUCCCUAGAAACUGCCUUCUCCCAGGUCAGAUUUCUUGUCCAUGUAGUCCAGUACUGUCUAGCAGCUCUCCAAGGCCUCGAGUCCGUGUGGUGGUGCUUCAUUUCCAUCACCUUCUUAUCUGACCCCUUUAACUAGGGACUGUGCAUGGGACCUCCUGCAUGCAAAACAGGGGCUCUGCUAUAGAGUCUCCUCCCCACAAACAUAAAAGAAUGGAAGCAUCCCUGUAUGCUGCCACCCGAAAGCGGCUUUGCACAGUUGUACUUUCAACAGUUCCAGCCACAUUCAUUACGCAGGGGGGCCCACAACCCUCACUCAGGAUCCUUUGUAAUCCAGGAAAUUAAAGGCUUUGGCUUCAGACCGCAGCUCAGCCGGCUUCAAGUAGAUUUAAUGCACAAGGAUCCCAGAGAUUAUCCUUCUAAUAUCAUGACUAAACAAAGGAACAGCUCAUCAAGAUGGUGUGUUGCUGUACUUAGUGACCCCUGGGUCAACAAGGGGACACCUAGACUUCUGCAGCCAGUAGGGCAUGUCAUUUUAGGGGGUGAAAAGUAAAAUGUGCAAAUUUCUUCAGUGAAAGGUCUUAAAAAUAUGUUUUUGGGUGUGAGGAAUUCAAACCUGCUAUUAUUUUUAUAACUGGACAACAUUUAGUGUGGGAAGUCUAUGUUUAAUGAAGAAGCACAUGAACUAAUUUUGGAAAGCCAGAUGAAAAUGUCAGGUAGUGUCAGAAAAGUAAUAUUAAUAUAGAUUAUAACUGCAAGUACUUGGCAAUCAUUUUUAAUUAUUUCUAUGAAAUUUUACACACAUGUUACUUACCAAACAAAGCUGAAUUAUAUUAAUUUAACCAAAAUAUAUUUUGAAUUCUCAAGUCAUGUUGCAGCUUUUUAGCACCCCUCAGUUUUGAAAGUUGAAAAAUUCAACACACCCUACUGCUGCAGCUGAGCUGAGCUGGGGGCUCCACCAUGUCAGCACCCCCAGUCCUUGCACUCCUGACGCACAGAGGGCCCAAUACAUGUUCAGCCUCUGCCAGUCCACACACCUAGUCAAGUCACGAGGGAGACAUUUGUUUCAGAUUGCAGUUAAAAGUGAACCUGCCAAAUUCACUUUUUUUAAAAAAAAAAGUCCAGUGCAGAGAGAAUAAACACUUAAAAAACAACAACCCAACUGUGUGGAGCACUUACUGCAAUACAGAGGACACAAAGUAUGCAUGUACUUAUUCUUACACAUUUAAAGGAAGAGAAUAUUCUGAAGAGGUCUUGGUGUUGAAGAAGUAUUGCUUAUUGACCCAAUAACCAGUGAGGAAUACAUCACGGGGGAACUAUUUCCGUUAAUAAAGCUUAUGAAGGGAAACCACAUAACAUCAAAAUGGUCUUGUUCCUUUACGUCCUUCAUUAUCCUCCUGUUUUGAGUAAAAUGCUCAAACGGAGCUAUAUCCCGAAUUUUCUCAAAGCAACCCUCUUGAGUGGGGUCAGUAGGCGCUUUCCAACACUGGGUAAUUUCUAUUCUAACCACAGCUCACAAUAAUGCUACCAAUUCUUUAUGUGUAAAUGUGGGAUUUAAAUUGUUUUCCAUAGUCCAAAAACACUAAAGCAUGGUCCAGAAUGGGAGUUUGAUUUGCUAUCUCAGAAAUUUCAGCAAACACAGAUUUUCAAUAAGUUGCCAAUGUGUUACAGCCCCACCACAUGUGAAGCAAGAUGCCUCUAUGACCACAACCUCAUCAGCACAAUGGCAAAGUAUCUUUCUGCACAUGUGACAACCUUGCUGAUGUAACAGAAGUUGCCCUUUCCAAAACAGUAUGUGAAGCAAAACACAGGCAUCUUUCGAAAUUCAUUUUUCUGAAUUUUGCAAUGCAAUUCUCCAGCCAACUAGUGUGUAAAAUAAACCACAUAUACUAGAGCAAAGCCUGCAUGAAAAUGCAGAUUAGUAAAAAUGCAUUAUAUUGUGCAGAAUUGCAUUGUAAAAAUUGUAUAUAUUGGGCAAAAUUGCAUGCACAAACGUGUGUUUUAGAAGAAAUUUACACUAAAACGCUGAUGAAUUUUCAUGAGAACUUUAAAAAAAAACAGCCACAACAACCCACAAACUGAUGUGGAAAUGUGGAGAACUGAAGACUGAAAAAAACAACCGAGAAAUGUAGAAAAACUGAAAUCAAAAGAUUUGCCAUUCACAUAAGGAUGGGCAAAUCAGUCUUUCUGGUCUAUUUCACUUGCAUGUGUGCUCACCAGCAAACCUGCCCCAUUCCAUUUCUGAAUUAUUCUGCAUUUAUGAAAUACUGUGUUUUUCAUAAAUUAGCUCCUGUCUGAACUGUGAAAACAAACCACCUAGCUGCGUCUUAAACCAGCAAUGUGAACGCAGCCUAAAUUUGAAAGGCCGCAACUCAGUGGUGGUGCAUCUGUUCUGUGUGCUGAAAAGUCCUGGUCUCAACCCCCUGCAGCUCUAAAUAGGGCUAGUGGAGUCCACUGCCUGAAACCCCCAAAGAGCUGCUGCCAGUCAGUGUAGACAGUGCUGAGCUGGAUGGCCCAAUUGUCUGCCUCGGCCUAAGGUAGCUCCCUCUGCCCCUAACUUCCGUCAGCCCCACGGAGAACUGGUUUAAAAAUUAAGAGAAGAAUCUUGCGCCUUCUGCACUGAGCAGUGCUAUAGAAACCCUUUAUCAUAAUGAUCUCCUGGGGGGAAAGAGAAGCCUUAGAAAUACCUACUACCGGCGUGGCAUACACAGCGGGGAGGUUGGCAAUCUCUCAAGGUUCCCUUUCCCUUUUCUUUUUUGUUGCUGUCAUGAGAGAGGCAGGAGAGGUUUUUCAACACAAAAGACAACGUGAUGAUGGCGGUGGGGGAACUGUGCCCAAAGGAAAACAAAUCUGGAGUGAGAUUAGAAAAUUGACUCUUUUGGCGACAGGGCCUGAAGUUCUAAUCAGGAAAGAGCCUGCUGGUUGUCAUGGCAACAGCAAUGAUCUUGGUGCCGGACCGGCACAGAAACCGAGAAGGGCGUACGCGGGGGUGGCGCGGGUGUUGUUGUUGCCGGGGAAAGCUUGGUUCUGGGACAGAUUAUGAGUGAGAAAGCCAACAGGUAACAUCUGUAGUUUUCUGCCUAGUCUAAGUCUGGGAGGAGCAGCUGUCACAGCCAUACUACGGCGCAUUUUGGACUACAGCUCCCAUCAGCCCCCAGCCAGUAUAGGACUUGUAGCCCCAAACAAAUGGAGGGCAAAAGUCUGGGCAAAGACCGGCCAAACGAAAGGCUCAUGAGAAGGGCAACCUCUGGAAGUGAGAUGCCAGUUUCCUCCCCCCUUCCCCCCAGCUCAUUGGCAGAGAUGCUUUCAAAGAAUACCCCUCAAAAGCUAAUGGAUUUGAGUAUAAUUCUGUCAGCUCUCCUACCUAGCCCCAUUUGAACUUGGAUCUCUGCAGUUGCUGGGAUUCUCAUGCAACUGGCACUGCUUGAGACAGGUGUACAUAGCUCCUGAAUUCUACAAAGACUUCCCCUUACCGUAAGCUUGCACUGGACCUUGAACCUCAUGAAAGCUCCCCAGUUGUUUAGGCAUGCACACACACACACACACACACACACACACACUGGGACUGUGCCCCUGCUUGCUCCAUAUUAACCCAUUUCUAUGUCUGGCCACUGGUGCUCUGCAACCUGUCCCAUCCCAACUUCAUGCAAUUCAAAAAAAUUGUGAUGCGGCACUACAAAUCCCCCAAUGGAGGCUGCAUGACGACAGCCUUACAUUUUUAUGUAUAGAGGAAGAUCGAUACAAUAGCUGCCGCCCUCGACUAUUGCUUCAGGAGCUUAGGGUGGUGCAGAAUCCAGUGGCCCAAUGCCAAACAGUGGAAUGUCCAAUAAAAAAAAACAGGCAUUAAAUUCACUGACUUGUAGAUUGCUUCUAGAUAACCUGCUUAUUGAGCAUUAAUGUUGAUUUGUUUACACAAGGUUUGCAGGAAGCUUAUCGACAACUUUGACUACUGGAGUGGCCCGUCCCAUUUCACCACAUGAGGAGAAAUGGGAACGGCUGCCUUCUGUGCACCCCUGUGCCUCCCCAUCUCCACCGCGCCUCGGCUCUUACCGAACUAUGUGGGAGCUGAGGCGCUGCUCAAAGUGUUCCUCCUCCACCCAAGGGUAUGGGUGGGAAGCCAAGAAGCAACAUGGCAUGCAAGAAUGUCCCGCCUCCUGCUGAACUCAGUGGGUGUGUCCCAUAAAGCGCUGCCACUCAGCUUCUCUGCCUGGGGGCGGGGAAGAGGAGCAAAAAUGCUGCACACCAGAAUGCCUCCCUCUCACCGCUGCCACCACAAGCAGUGGGAUGGACGGACCACCACCUCUUGCACCUCCGAUGGGCAGGCCAGCUCUGGUUGGCUAUUUAUUGAGCAAUUAUCCUGAUUUGUUUGUGGCUAGGUUAGACAACAUUGCAUCAUGCAAAUGUUAUCCCACACUUUCCAGGGCGUUUCCCCAUCCAUUUUCUUAUCACAAAAAAUCUUAUUUUGUAGGGAGGAAAGUAGUUUGUUGGUGAAGAGCACCAAAACAACUUUAAUUGUGCGACCUGAAAUUGUUGAUAUGUGAUUGAAUCCAAGCUGAAAAUAGUGACCGUCUCAAACCUCCUGCAGAUACAGCUAUAGUUAAUUCUUCCUUCCCUUCUUCCCCCUGUUAGCAUCUGAUGUUUUGUAAAAUGAGAUUCUGGAUGAGGAAGAAGGAUCUUGGACUGAAGAUGAAAUCUCAGUGUCUUGUUUUCCUGCACCCAAGACAUUUCCUGCCUAUUAUUUUCCUGCCUGCCUUGUCUUAAUCAGUCACUUGCCUGAUGCCCUUGAUAGUGUUCCAUUAGAGGUGACAGAUGGCUGGAGAUGCAGCUCCCUCUCCAGAUGUUAAUUAAGUUGCAAUCUGUAAACAUCAUACAUAGACACAGACAUAGUCAGUGUGCAGGCAUCACAUGGUAGAAUUGUCAUCACUAACUAAUCAAAAACAGUUGACUCUGGCCCCUAAUAUCCGAAAGCCUGUUUGAAUCUCAUUGUAGAUAUGUGCUUAAGAUAUGUUCCAAUGUAAGAAAUGGUUGGUUUCUUACUUCUUUCACUAUCCUUGAUUUAUGGGAAAUGGAUUCUAUCACAUAUUCACCUUGGCAAUUCAGCCAGGCACACGGCCAUGAUGCUUCUCUUAAGACACACACAUUGGACUUAAAACAACAACCUCUACAGAGAAUUCACAUUUUUCAGACAGAAAAGCAAUCAGGAAUGUUUGUGUGUGUUGUAUACAGUAAGUGUCCACUUCUGGGAGGAUGUUGGAUGGUGUAUCUACUAUCAAAGGAGUUGCAAGUGGCAGGAACGUUGAAAACUGAAAGUUGCACGUUGUUCUGGAUUUGUGCACCUGGCUCCCCUGGAAACUGAAAUUAGGCAGGGAUUUUUGAGCUCACCAUCCCACCUGCCCCAAGAAUUUGAUCACAAUUUGAAUCCUCUAGUAUAGGGCUAGUCACAUCAUGUUCCUAUUGAAUUUCUCUGAAAUCUUAGAGCCAACUGAACUGAUUAAACCAGAUUGUAUCCAAUUCAGUCAUACUCAGAGUAGACCCACUGCAGUCAAUGGAUUCGACUUAAACUUUAUUCUGUUCUUUUCAGUGGCUCUACUCCCCCCUUACCCCCAAAGGGAGUUUAAAAAAAGUAGCUCAGAUAUUUUAAAGUUAAAAAUUGAAGAUUAAAUAUUUAUCUGGCCCAAUCUCAUUUUGUAAAUGAGAAGAGGGAGAAAAUAGGCUAUAGAGAAAAGAAGAGCUGACAUGAGGAGGAGGAGGAUUGGGAUAUGAAGUUGUCUACAUCCGAAUUUAAAUUAUUCUGUAAUUGCACAAAUGUUCCUUCCAGGACCAGGGAGGAAGAGCAGCAAAGUGUCUCUGAGAACUCACUCAGUGAAUGACCUUUCCACAAUUUCAGCCACAACUGCACAAGCUCACUUCCAGUGAGAUCAUGAGGCUACCUCUUAAGCAGUGAAAGCUUUGUAGGAUAUCUGUUUCAUUCAUGUGUUUAAGGCAUUUAUCCCUUUGUUUCACAUGAGGUGUUCAAGGCUGUUUACAAAAGUUUGAGGACAAAUAUAAGAAGGUACUUCUUAUAAGAAGGUACUUCUUCAUGCAGUGCAUAGUUAAACUAUGGAACUCACACACGAGGCAGAGAUGACCACCAACUUGGAUGGCUUCAAAAGAGGAUUAGACAAAUUCAUAGAGGACUCCUGAUGGCUACUAGCUGUGAUGGCUUUGCUUUGCCUCCACAGCUGGAGGCAGCAAUAGAUGCUGGAAACCACAGGGAGGGAGAGCGCUUGUAUCCUGCUUGAAGGUUUCCUUCUGGCAGCUGGUUAGCCACUGUGAAAACAGGAAGCUGGGCUAGAUGAGCUACUGACCUGAUCCAGCAGGCUCUUAUGCCCUUACGUUACGUUCUUACAUUUAAAAUAAUGAAUAAUUACAAAACCAACAACAAAGAAAAUCACAAAUUUCAGGAGGAGCAGCUCCGCACUGUAUAAUUGCAGUGGAAGGGCAACAGAGAAGGGGCCAGGGAGGCCCCCGCCCCAGAAAGGGAGGCCCCCCAGGAAUGGAUUUCCAAAACUUUGGCACAGCCUCCUUUAGUGAAUAACAGAACAGCCUUCCUCAGCCUCAUGCCUUCCAGAUGUUUGGUAUUACAACAGGGAUGAGAAAUCUCAGCCUUGGGCAGCACAUGUGGUCCCCCUGGCCUCUCUGUCUAGCCCUUGAGACUCUCCCCAGGCUAUAUCCCUCACUAACAGAGUGAAAUCCAUUCUGCGCUAAGGGGAAGUGGGGAAGAGGGGAAGACUCUGCUGUCCACCCAUUCCUAGAGUCCAGAUGUGACGGGUAAAGAGCUCUCGGGUAAAGUCAGAGCUCCUACUGGCAAUUGAAACUGACUAGUCUAAAUGCAGAUGGUGAAAAGGCAGCACACCAGUUUCGUCUUGGCAACCAGACAAGCUGCAUUCUCAAAGCAGAGCCUGAAGACCCUGCUGCCCAAAGGUUGAAAUCCCAACUUGCCUUUGCUUCUCUACAAUUCAGCUUGAGGUUAGUCCGCUUCAGUUCAUUUGCAACACUAUUCUUUGCAGGUUUUGCGUGGGGGUUCCAAAUAUGGGGAGGGGUGGGUACGUUAAGAACAUAAGAGCCCUGAUGGACCAGACCAAAAGGCCCAUCUAGCCAAGCUUUCUGUUUCUUUCUGAAGCCCAAGGAACAUGAGUGCAAUAGUUUUCAUUUGGUAUAUACACAGACAUGAUGCCUCUGAAGAUGCAGGUACUACAGAACCAUCACAAAGAGCUUUAUAUUCCAUGUCUUUGUGUAACCCCCCUAAGCCGGUGGCCAUCUUCUUGCCCUUAAAUAGGAAAUUCUGCAAGUUGAUUGUCAUCCAUAAUGUCACAGGCACUGCCCAAUAGGUACCUGCCAUACUUACAUAAAAGGAUGCUAUGGGGAUGCAAUGGUCUGGAAUAAAGAAUCGUCCUUUAAAACAGGUCUGGGGAAGAGCCUGUGGGGACCAGAUGCUGUGGAGCUUCAACUCCCAUCAGCUCAAGCCAGCAUGGGAAUUCAGGUUCCUCAUCCCUGUUGUAAACUAAGAGGUACCAGGAAGCAGGACUGUUUUGCAUGCAGCCCUGCAACUGUCUCUUGCAACAAGCAUCAAUUAAGCCAGGACCUGCAAGUCAAUUGACACCUGAGUAGCAAGUCCCUGCUGUUUGCUAUUCAUAGCACUUGCCUUCUGUCUGGUGGUUGCAAAGGACCGGGGCAGGUGCGCUUUCCUCUCAAAUUGCAUCAUGCCAGAGGUUGCAAUAGCUGUUUUGCCUUUCUUAAUUAGGGAUCUAGCUAAAGGGCCUGCUCCAGGGGGUGGGCACAGGUUUAACAGAGGAGUUGGGCUUAUCUGUGACAAGCAGGUAAUUUGAAAACCCUCCUUAGAGAGCUAAUUGCGGUGGCUAACAGUUCAUUCCCUGCUUCUGACAUUCUAUUACUGCUUUCAUAAAUCACUGAUUGCAGGUCUUCUGUGCAGAUAGCAACUUGGGGAGGAGAAGGGGACAAAGCACAUUAAGGUAGAUAAGAAUCGUCUUAUUGGGGCUGCAGGCAACUGAUGGACAAGUAUCUCUUUUUAAUGAACACAAGAACAUCAGAAAAGCCUUCUGGAUCAGGCCAGCGCCCCAUUUAGUCAAGAAUCCUGUUCAUGCCUGUAGUAAACCCUCAAGCAGGACCUGAACAUAAGAGCCCUCUGCCUCUUGUGAUUUUCAAGAACUGUUACACAGAAGCAUUGCUGUCUCCAACUGGAGGCAGAGCAUAGAGAAAUGGAGAGGAAAGAAAAACUGACAUAUUCACCUGUCUCCAGUCAGGAACAAUUCACACUACCAACUACCACCAUAAAAUAUUUUGAGAGUUGUUCUGUCCCCUUUCCAUUCUUUUCCUGCAUGCACUUAAUGGUGUCAAAGGCCCAUCAGAUGGUCUUUCCUUCUUCUCCUUUGCUUCUUCAUCUAUUACAUGACUACAAAGACCACUGGUCUCUGACAUAAUACAGAACUAGAUUUAUCUGCAGAACACUGGGGAUUAUGGGAUGUGUAUGUGCAGAAGUGGGUAGGUCUUCUGUGCAUUCCACAGAAGUGGAGGAUGAACCGAGACAGGAUAACAGGCAACCCAGAUAAAACUAUGAGGCUCCAGAUCAUGUAACUGGCAGCAAAUCUCCCUGAAAUAAAACCUGCCACGGUGAUGCAUUAAACCGUUAUCAUGGCCUCCUCUCUCAUAAUUUGACUUCCCUGCAAGGUUGCCAGGCCUUGGGAAGAAAAGCAGGUCAGGGGGUGGAGUGAAAAGAGAGUUUGCCUCUGGGAGUUGAUGGAGCUGUCUCCCCAGCCCAGGAGAAAUGAGAUCAGGACGAGACAAUGGAGAGCUGAUAAAGCAGUGGCUGGGCUUGAUGAGUUGCAAGUUUAAAUGAACUUCAGUAUAGAACUUCUUGCUUUCUCUGCAGAACCUGAACAGCUCUGGUGAUGUUCACAGAAUGUUCAGAACACAGAACAGUUCAGAAAGAGCCCUGCGCGCACACACACCCUUUUCUUUAAAGAAGAGUCUUUCCUGCUGAUCUGUCUUCUAGCUACACCUGUAACUAAUCAUUUUACAAUAAAUAAUGAAGUGAAAGUCUUUGAAAUGGCCUGUUAAGAUAUUUAUUAAUGAUUUAUGUGUGCCUCCACUGGGAAUAACAGAGGCAUGUACAGAAGCGGCCUGUUGAAUUAGGUUGAUUUGCAUUGGUGCCACUGGGAUAAUGGAAGCCUUUCACAUCUCCUCCAUUUCCCCCAAGUCUACUCUAAAGUGGCUGCACCUUAGAACAGAAUUGUGGUAUCCAAGUAGUUUACAGGCCCUGACUACAAUGGGAUCUUGCUGUGGAUGCAAAGGAAGAUUGGAGAGCACACUUUGAACAACCUCCUGGGUCUUCCUUUGCGGCUACAUUUUGAAGUCUAAAUCAUAUUCAUAUGAAGCCAGGCUGGUGCUGGACUGGUAGGUGACCUUGCCCACCUGUCACAGUGCCCUGUGGAAGCUUAGCCAUAUCAUGAUCUCUAGCCCUUUUCCCAGAUCCUGUUCAGCAUCCCUGGUGUCGGGUAAGGGUCAACCAGGCCUGGUGCCCGGGACAGACAAUGUGAAACGUGACCCUAAGCCAACCCUGUAUUUUAUGACUUAAAAAAUUAACAGCAGUUGUAAUGCAGUGAUAAACAAGUGCAAUUCUAGGAUUGAGUAAGGCUCUGUUAGUGAAUAUUCAUGGGUUGUUUUCAGGAGGUCUAAAUGAGCUGCUGACUCUGGAACUGGGAGAACUGACGGUAGCUGGUGCUUCCAGCUUUCAAAUUCUGAUAAAAUUUCUGCAGGAUUUAACUCACCCCCAUAUUUUAUCGCCAUUUCCAAUCGCCUAACACAUUAUUAAAAUAAUUAAAUUUUAUUUCCGUAAAUAGUGUGUAGAACAGAAAUUGUGAUUUUGGUGCUCCCUUGAACCAGGCCCCUGCUUGCCCCACCCUAGUUCUGGCCCUGGGGUCAAAACAACCCAUAAUAGUUGCGUCAGAAGAGGGAGUUUUGGCAGGUGCUGCUUGCCAGAAGCUUUGUCUGCCGAAAUUAGUGGUAGGCUUGCAUCCACCCUUCGGAUCCUGCAGGCAGCAGGGAAAGGAACCAAGAGACUCUCCUUCUUCUGCCACUUGCUGAAUGGGUUCCUCCUCCUGAUGCUUAAAGCCGCAGAGAGAAGCCAAGAAGUCUGCAGUGGCAAUGAAUAAUUCACUCGCUGCCUGCGUCCUCCAGAGACAGCCUGGAGAAGAGAGAAGCUACUUUCCCAAUCAAUUGUUUCCAGACAGAACCUGAGAGCAGAAGGGGGUUGCUUGCCACAGAGCGAGGCCAGAGGCAAGGAAAGGCCUUCCCAGUGCUCUCCCAGAGAUAUUGAUCCCAAGCUGGGUGGUGUCUGUGCUGAGAACCCAUUGCCUUUCCUCCAUUAGCACUUUAGUUUGUGGAGGCCAUCUGAUACCCUUUGGGGAGCCUGACUUCAUCGCAGAGGUUGUAUUUCCCUCCCCUUCCCCUGUGUGGGGAAGGGAUUCAUUUCAUCUGCCUGAUCGAUCAGGGGGCUGUGCUUUCUCCCUCCUUUGGCGUAGCCAGUUCUUGCACAACUUGCCAUCUGAAGUGCACAAGUAGGGGUGAAUUUGGAAGGGUUCCUUGUUGCUGAAACGUCUCGCUGAUUGUGGGUUUCUCUUCUCUCCCCGCACCCUCCUUUUCGCCUUUCGCUGCAUCGUUUCCAAGCGAGCUCUCCAGGAAAAGCAGAUGACUUUGUCGAUUUGGCUCUAGUAAGCUCCCCUGCACCUGUUGCCUCCUGGAGGCAAGGGGACCUGUCUCCAUGGCAACUGCCUGACACCACAAAUAGAUGCUUCAACAGGGAAAGUCUGGCAAAGGUGGUCCACCGAGGCCUCUCGGCUUCGCCUGGUGAUAGUGCCAAGACACUGGGAUGUCUCAGUUGAGUCUUAUGUAGUUUGGAUUGGGGAGGGGGUGUUCCUCUCCUCUAUUUUUUAUACCAUGCAUGAUCAUAAGUGUGCCUGAGGCUUGUGUGCUCUCUUUUCCCGCUCUGUCUCCACUGUAGCUAUGACUCUUCCUGCCUUAAAGUAGCAAGGGUUAUCACCAUGCCUAACCCUCCUUGUUAGUUUAAACUUGGGUUUGUUAACAGGCCAGGAGCAUAAAACAUUUAUUGAUUCCGGCUUGUUGCACCAAAUCGUAGUUGAAGCUAACUGUGUCCCCCAGGUUCAGAUAAGACAAUAAACUUCACUUGACAGUGGCAGAGGCAGAGGGAUGAGUGCAAGCCUAUAGCUUGCUUCUGCUCAUUCAUGGUGUGCUAAACCAGGGGUAGCAAACAUGGUGCUCUCCAGAUUUGCUGGACUACAACUUCUCUCACCCCCCACCGUUGGCCAUGCUGACUGAGGCUGAUGGGAGAUGAAGUCCAACAACAGUGGUAACCUACUGCAGUGCACUGUAGGUGGAACUACCCUUGAGACUGGUCCAGAGGCUGCAGCUGUUGCAGAAUGUGGUGGCUAGGUUGCUUCCGGGGGCAAAAUGCUGCCACCAUGUGAUGCCCUGCUUUACAUAUGCUGGCUGCCAAUCUGCUCUUGGCACAAGUUCAAAGCAUUGGUAGUAACAUAUAAGAUCCUAUACAGCUCAAGACAAAGUUACUUGAGAACCCUCAUAAGGCUGCUGUAGUCUGCACAAGAACUUCUCCUGCGUGUUCCAAGGACCUCAGAAGUCCUCUCUGCAAUGACUCAGAGCAGGGCUUUCAGUGUGACUGCCCCUGUUCUGUGGAAUAGCAUUCCUACUGCCUCUCUCCCAAAGCCUUUGAAAAGCACACUUUGCACACCUCCUCUCUAUUAUCUGGGAACUGAAACUGAAAGCAGUUGUUUGAGCAUCCCAUUUCCCAGAGGAUUAGAAGGGCCAGUGAACUGAUGCUUCCUCUAGCCAUGAUGAUCUCCAAGCCUUCAUUAAGACAGAAAGCUAGGGAAGAUGUCUCUGAGGAAUCUGGGUUUUCUGUUGUCUGCAUGUACACAGACACAGACAGACAGACAGACAGACAGACAGACAGACAGACAGACACACACACACACACACACACCAUGCUAGAUAUUAUCCUGCAAUAAAGUGCAACUUCAAUGCAUUGCUUACAUCAAGAAAUGUCCAUAUGGAUUGUUUACACAGUCAUCCCACCAGAGCAAAAUGCAUUGUAGAAGUUAUACACUUUUAUUAGAAGCCCACGUUUAAUUUUUUUUGCAAAGGAAUUAACUGAACCAAUUAAGAUGUGAAUGCUUUCAGCAUCACUUUUAACACAGCCAGUGUAUGUGCUUCCUUCCAACAUCCCCUGACAACCUAUUCCUCGUUAUUGGUCACACAACAAUAAUUAUCUUGCUGAUCUCAAAGAAAAACAAAUAUGAUCUGAAUGCCUCUAAUGGUGAUUUGUCUUUUUACGGACGAACUGUGUGUUGCCAAGGUAGCAAGCUUUUCAGUCGCACAAAAUUAUUAUUUAGGCAUGACAAGUGAAGGCUGCAGCAAAAUGUUGCAGCUUGGAGCACUCCUGCUCAGAAUUCCAGCCUACCAGCCAUGCAAUUGUUCAGAAUAUCCCAUUUCAUUCUUCCUCCUCACUGGUUUUAUGCUUUCCCCCUCCUUCAGCAACACUCAGCACCAUUCCACCUGCUUGGAUGGCUUUAAGAGAGAAUUGCACAAAUUCAGGGAGAAGAAGGCUAUCGGCAGCUACAAGCCCUGAAGGCAUUGUUUUGCCUCAACUGUUGGAGGCAGUAAUGCUUCUGAAUACUAGUUUCUGGAAACCACAGGAAAAGAGAGUGCUCAUGGGUUCAGGCCCUGCUUGCAGGUUUCCCACAGGCGUCUGUGAAAACAGGAUAGAUGGGCCUUUGGCAUGAUCCAGCAAGCUCCUCUGAUGUUCAGUGUAAUUUUCCAAUAGGAUCACCCUGAACCAUUUUGGAGUCGCAUUGUGCACUGAAAAAGGUAACUGGUGCAGGUGAAACCUUUUUCUUUAUUUCUUUAUUCCCCAUUGCAAGGAUAGAGAAAUUGUGCAAAGGGAUACGGAUAAAAUAGGUUGAAAUGUUGCCCUAUCAAGAUCCCAAGAGCAGGGUUAUACAGAGGUACCUCGGGUUACAAACGCUUUGGGUUACAAACACUUCAGGUUACAAACUCCGCUAACCCGGAAGUAGUACCUCGGGUUGCAAACUUUGCCCCAGGAUGAGAACGGAAAUCACGCGGCAGCAGGAAGCCCCAUUAGCGAAAGCGCACCUCAGGUUAAGAAUGGUUUCGGGUUAAGAACGGACCUCUGGAACUAAUCAAGUUCGUAACCUGAGGUACCACUGUAUUAUAUACGUGAACAUCCGCUGAGCUACAGGGUGAAGCGGUAAAUUUGAGUCUCUUAAAACAGGAACUAAAUGCUUUUAUACACACACACACACACACACAUUCCUGCAGAAAACUAAAUGUCAGAGAGAACACUUCCACCUACAAGCUAGCUUUCUACUUGUAGGACACAAUCUCUUCCCCUCCCCUCCCCUCCCCUCCCAGUGAGAAGCAUUUCCAGCCCAUGAGCUCCCAAGUGAUGUGUACAUUGGAGACACGCUGUGAGCACUAGACCUGGAAAUUGCACCACCAAUUACUCUGCAGUGGAAGGGAAUAUUCCCUUGCUGUAGGAAGAUUGAGAAGCAUUUCUCAAAUUAUACCUGACUGCAUAUUUACCUGAAAGACAGCGUGGUUUCCAUGGAACCAGCCCAAACCUCAGAGGGAAACACUGGCCUUCUAUGGGAUGGAGUCACUUGUGCUUUAACUCCUUCACAGCCUAUGCACUUUGAAGAUAUGAACCAGCAAGACGGAGGGGGUCUCUUGGCAUAAGUGUGAGCCCCAAGUUUUGUUGGUGCACAGCCAACUGUGAUCAGUCUGUGCACAUUUACUGCUAUGUGCAGGAUGUGGUUCUGGCAUGCUCCACAAAGGUUGCUUUUCAAGCAUUUGUGGUGGGGUGCCGGAAGCUGGCACUUCAGCUUUGUGGGGGCUGGAAGGAAGCGCGGCUCAGGGGCUGAGCACCUCUUUUGCAUGCAGGUCCCAGGUUAAAGGAGGGCAGGGCUAGGAAGGACCUCUGUUGUGCACUCACCCUGAGAGUGUCACAGUCUGGUUCAUGGGUGAUCGAAGUCCCAGCAGGGGACGUCAGGACCAGGGGGCAAGAUGGCAGGGUGGGAGCAGGAACGGGGGUCUAGGAGUCAGGAAGCCAAGAGUCCAAGGGUCAGAGAGCCAAGAGUCAAGAAGCUGAGAUUCAAGAAUCAGGAACCAAAAAACCAAACACAGCAAGGCAGGAAGUGUGUUGCUGUGGCAAAGAGCCAACGGGAAAUGCUGACCUUAUAUCUCUUCCCAGCUCUUGCCACCAGGUGCUUUGAGUUACCAAUUGGCCUCACCUGUGAGGCCGUGCCUUGCCUCUUCAGAACAAACUUAGGAAAGCCCAAGUCCUGCAAAGUCCUAUUAGUCACAGGGCCUGGCUCCUGCGUGUAUACCUGACAGAGGGAGAGGGCAAGGCAAACAGCUGCAUCUCCUUCGCCAUUCCAUGGCCACGUUCACAUUUGCAUGGCAUCUUAUGGGGCUGAUGGGAAUCAUAGUCUGAAGCUACUCGAUGGCCCUUGGGGUCCCUUCCAACUCUACAGUUAUAUGAUCUGGAGGACACCAGGUUGGGAAAGGCUGGCAUAAACAAUGGCCUGGAUUCAAUAGAAGGCAGCUUCUUAUGUUCCUAUGUAUAAGAUUUUUCUUUGACUUACAGGCAGUGGGGUGUGUGUGAGAGAGGUGGAUUGGGACCAUAGUACAGAGAAGGGCCUAACUCCUUGCCUCUGCUACAUCACUGAGCAGAACAUAAGAAGAGCCAGCAGAAUCAGGCCAAUGGCCCAUCUAGUCCAGCAUCCUGUUCUCACAGUGGCCUGUGGGAAACCCGCAGGCAAGAUUUGAGCAUCAGAGCACUCUGUCCUCCUGUGGUUUCCAGAAACUGGUAUUCAGAAGCAUUACUGGUUUUCCCACUGUGGAGACAGAGCACAGCCACCAUGGCUUGCAACCAUUGAUAGCCUUAUCCCCCAUUAUUUUGUCCAAUCCUCUUUUAAAGUCAUCAAAAUUGAUGGCCAUGACUGCCUCCUGUGGGUAGGAGCAAGUUCCAGAGUUGUCCUGAGUCUUCCAAGAUUCAUCUCCAUUGGGUGCUCAGUCACUUCAGUUGCCCUUUACUGAACCUUUUCCAACUCUACAAUAUUCAUUUUUAGCUGAGGUACCCAGAACCAGGGGACGUGGGUGGUGCUGUGGGUUAAACCACAGAGCCUAGGACUUGCUGAUCAGAAGGUCGGCGGUUCGAAUCCCCGCGACGGGGUGAGCUCCCGUUGCUCGGUCCCUGCUCCUGCCAACCUAGCAGUUCGAAAGCAUGUUAAAGUGCAAGUAGAUAAAUAGGUACCGCUCCAGUGGGAAGGUAAACGGUGUUUCCGUGCGCUGCUCUGGUUCGCCAGAAGCGGCUUAGUCAUGCUAGCCAUAUGACCCAGAAGCUGUACGCCAGCUCCCUCGGCCAAUAAAGCAAGAUGAGCGCUGCAACCCCAGAGUCAGUCACGACUGGACCUAAUGGUCAAGGGUCCCUUUACCUUUUUACCCAGAACCAGACAAAGCAUUCCAAAUGUGGCCACACCAAAGAUUUGUAUAGUGGCAUUAUGAUACCGGCAGUUUCAUUUUCAGUUCCUUUCUUAAUGAUCCCAAGCAUGGAAUUUGCCUUUUUCACAGCUGUCGUGCACCAGAAUCCCCCCUCUCCCCUCCCUCAUGCCUGCUCUUCUCAGUGCCUGCUCUCCUCCUUGCAAUGAUCUUGUGCAUUUGCAGAGUUCUCCAUCUCCUGGUGCGAGGUCAGUGCUUGUGCCUCCACGGAUGUAAGGAGAAAGUCUCUUCCGUUGCUCCUCAGAAAUAAUCGUCUGCCUAAGGCAGCUUUUGCUAUUAGUGUGAUGUUUAUAUCAAAGGAAGAGAUUAACAUCUUAUUCUGAUAGUUUUUCCUGGAAGACUGGAGGAUGCUUAUUUUGGCAGGGAGACGUACAUCAGCCCUCACGAAAAGCUUGUUGCCUGGUUAACCAUAGCUGCUCCGUAGCCUGAGUCCCAGGAGGCUGGCUUAAGCCCUGGUUAUGACGACUUCAAAUUAGAGUCUCUUGUUCGCUUAGUAAUGAAAUCCAGCUAAUAAAAUAGGUUACCUUUAGCUACUUGCUUAUGGUAAAGAGAGGAUACCCCAUGGUUACUAGUUCAUAACAAUUCAUUAAUACUACCCCCAUCACGUGUAUUAUAUUAGUUCAUUCUCACCACAAAGGAUCAUCACUUGUAGUAAUUGAACAAUUAAGAACAUAUAAGAAUAUUCUACCUUAACCCAUCAUAUGCUGUUCCUCUGUCAGAGAUACAGUGGUACCUCUGGUUACAAACUUAAUUCGUUCCGGAGGUCCGUUAUUAAGCUGAAACCAUUCAUAUCCUGAGGUGCGCUUUCGCUAAUGGGGCUUCCCACUGCGCUCGCACCUCCGGCGUGUGAUUUCUGCUCACGUCCCGGGGCAAAGUUCGCAACCAGGAGCAGCGACUUCUGGGUUAGUGGAGCUCGUAACUCGAAGUGUGCGUAACCAGAAGCGUUCAUAAACAGAUGUACCACUGUACAGGCACAAAGGGUUCCUGGAUAGCUCAGUUGGUUAGAGCGUGGUGCUGAUAAUGCCAAGGUUGCAGGUUUGAUCCCUGUAUGGUACAGCUGCAUAUUCCCGCAUUGCAGGGCAUGGGACUAGAUGAUCCUCAGGGAUCCUUCCAACUCUACAGUUCUAUGAUUCCAAACACGGAGCCUUUCUACACAUGCACAGAAAUCUUAUGGUGUUGAAGUAAGGUCAUUUCUUUGAAUAUUCUCACUUAUAAAAGCUCUCUGCAUGUAGACAAUGGUGUGUCAGGGAGGAGGGUUCUAGGUAGGGAUGUGAAAAGGCAGAAAUUUCUUUCUGACCUGUAUCCUUCACAAUCAACUCUGCUUCCAUUCUGCUGCAGUUCGGUUUCUGCCAACUGCUAUGUUAUUCAUCUUGCUAUCCUCUUUUUAAUCUAAGUUAUGGAAAAGAAAAGAAAAAGAUGUCAUUAAUUACAUAGCAUUUAUAGACGUAAGAAGAAGAAGAACAAUCAUGUGAAUGAAUACUGAUCGUAACUUGCUUGAUCAUAUUUCCAUUCCUAACGGUAGAUGAACACACAGACUGCAUCAGUUUCCACUUCCUUUCCUGUUUUUGUUGUCCAGCCUUUAUUCAGCAUUCAUUCUAAUUUGUCUGUGGGAUAUUUACAGUAUAUGGUUUCCCAUUAAUCAUUCAUCCUUCUCAAACUUUUCACUGCUUUUCCUUGACACUUUCCUACCACAAAAGUCCUUUUUAAAAAAGUGGAUUUGUUGCCCUUAGGCAAGAGACCACUUUAAUUGUGCAUGGUUAAGUUUCCAGUACGUGCCUGAACCUGUCCUGCAAAAUACUGGCAGUCUGGGAGCACCCUGAAUUACAAUACAAUGGAGAGGACUAUCCCUUUGAAAUCAGCUCAGUCAGAGAAUGCCCUUCUUUGAGAGAAAGUGGUUUGGGAAAGACCUGCACCAGUGAGUUCAUGCACAUUUUUGUGGGGAGGGAGUUCUGCUCUCUGGGACUACAGCAAAAAAGAAUUGGCCAUCCUUGCCCAUUGAACUGACCAAGCCAGCAGUGGAUAUGCAGACCUCUGAGACAACUCUUAAUGCCUAGGCUGGCUCAUAUGAGUAUAGGCAGCCCUUCAAAUAACGGGCCCCAAACAAUAUAAAUCUUGCGCAAGACCAGCAUUUUCAACUGGGCCCAGAAAUGCACCGGCAGCCAGUGUGACUAAUACAGAACUUGUGUCACUUGCUCCAAUCACUUUGCUCCCACCAAGUGACAUUCUGCACCAGCUGAAGUGUCCAGACCAUCUCCAAAGGCAGCCCUACACAGAGCACAUUACAGUAAUAGAUCCUAGAUAUGAUUAGUUUAUGGAUUAUUGAGGUAAGGUCCAAUCUUUCUAGAUAGGCAGCUGGGUAUCAGCUUAUGCUAGCAAAAGGCAGCCCUAGGUACAGACAGCUCUUUCACAGACAGCACUGGAUCCAGGCUGAUAUAACUGGUCCUGCAGGGGAAGUGCAACCCCUCUAAGACCAGUUGCACCCCGCUAUCCAGAUCAGCUGGCUCCCCCGCCCACAGCACCUACAUCUUGCCUGGAUUGGGUUUCAGUUUGCUUGCCCUCCUCUAUUCCACAACCACCUCCAGAUGCCUGUUCCACAGCUUCCCUGGGAUUCUCAGGUGAGCAAGGGACCUUUCUGUGGUGCACAUUCUUCCUGUUUAUGGGACACCAUGUAAGAUCUGGAAGGAGUAAUUCAGCAGCAUUUUUGUCCUGCCACUGGAGACAACAGCAAGGAUGGUGUCUGUUCUUUGAUGCUUUGUGGACACCUGCUUUAUUUAAAGUUGUCUUCUGCUACUCAGUGUGGCGGGUGCGUGAAGCGGGUGAAAAGUGAUUAGACAGCAUGUACAUGUCAUGUCAGAGAGCCUGCUUUACAAGGAAAAUAAAAGCAAGCAUUUAACAGGGGAAUUAGAAAGAUGAGCUAACGCACAUUCUAUACGGAGGGCCUAUAUGAACGCAGGCAGCUGAUAAGUGCUUUGUGCAGCAAACACGCUUUGCAAGUGCUAAACGGAUUACUUGCAUUUAUAUAGGGUGCUUAUGCUUAUUAUAAUGAAGCUGAAAUAUAUACAGAUUGCUAUCUUAAUUCUGCAUUUCGCUCCUUCUGCUUCCAAGUGCCUUGCUGCGUAUUACAGUCACACCAGAAAAUUCCCAUAAGGCAGAUGAAAAAUGUGGGUUUUAUACACUGGGCCUGUUUUAAAAGGAAAGGUUCCAAAUUAACACCCUUCCCCUCAUAGGCUUGGCACUAGUUUGUCUGUGGGCGCUGAGCAAGGAACUUUCCCUCAAACUGGGAGAGGUUCAAGGUGGCUUUUCCCCAGAGACAAGGACUGACAGCAGGGGCUCUGUGUGAAGCCAAGGCAACCAGUGGUGAACAGCUGGAAUUGUAAAAGGAUGCUAAUUAGACUAUUAUAUUGCAAAUGCAAACAGUUCCAUUGCUCAGCUUGGAGGAGAGUGGUAUCCAGGGUCUUGUGGGCUCUCUUCCUUCUUCUCUUCUGGUGGCAUUUCACAUAUCUGGACUGUCAGAGGCAUCUUCCUCCACCUUUUCUCUAGCAUCAGUAGGUGUUUCUUCCGCUCAGCAUGGUCCAUUGUUUCCAGAUUCAUCUUCCCAGAGAUCCACAACAGGAUUCAAUGUCCCCUUUCAUGUGCUGGCAAACAACUGAGUUCCCUCUCUCCCCUUCUUUUCCUCCAUCGCCAUCACCCUUAUCAUUUAUGCAGUGCAUUUCAAGUUUUCAAAGCAUCUCACCAUCCUGUAUAGAUUGAUAUAGACAGAGAAAUAUAGAUUGAUUAACUGCACUUUCAUAAGUAACAUCACAAGGCGGUAUAUGGAAUAAAAACACAGCAUCGCAGUCAAGAACACUGCCAAACACAUCAGUAAGAGCUAGUUGGCAAAGAAUCUCAGGCUUGAAAGGCCUGUCUGGAUCAUUAAGCUUUCAGAAGACGUCUGGAAAUGAGUAGGGAUGACUCCUGCUGCUGCCCAACCUCUAGUGGCAAGAAGUUCCACAGGACAGGGCCUACCACACCAAAGACGUAGACCCCUAGAAAGGUUAGCCAAAUGUCAGUGACAUGGAGGAGCACCAAAGGUUGCCCUCAGAAGACCUCAGUGUUCAAGGUGAAGCAUUAGGAGUAUAUUAUCAUGGUGAUGCUUAUGCCACCCUUGUAAAGUAGACCAGCAGCCUAAAAGUCCAGCAUCUUGUUCUCGCAGUGGCCAACCAGAUGCCUGCAGAACCUGAGCACAACAGCACUCUGCCCUCAUGCAACUCCCAGCAAUUGUUCUACAUCCCCUUCUGCAAAGGUGGAGCUAAAGUGGAGAAAAUAGCAACCUAACUACAGUCUGCCUAACUGUAUGGAAAAUGGCCAAAAUAUUUUAAAUCUGCUCCCCCUCAGCUCCACCCCCAAAUUAUUUUUAUUACUGCUUGGUAGCAGGGCUGCCUGGAGGCCACUGCAUGUGAACAAGGAUUUUGUAAGAAUGUGGGAACUGGCAGUCCGUAAUCACUGCCCACUCCAAGUCGUCAUUCCCAAGUACUGUAAGCAUGACCCAAGGCUCCUCCUGGAACUAACAUGAAGGGCUUCUGCUCUCCGGUUUGUUCUUUUUUACAAGAGCCAUCUGUGAGCACCAUGCAGUGCCCCUAUGAAGACACCUUCUUGCGACCCCUGAACCCAGCCCCUCCCAGCGCCAGGCCAUUGUAAGGACUUGCUGGCCUUCACUCACAGUUCCAGAGCUAAGAAGAACAGAAGGAUAUAUAAGCCCACUUGGCAACUCUGACCGGCUGAACUGGGACUGUUAUGGGGCCCAUGAAAUGCUCACUGUGCCUUUGUAAGAAAUUCACCUUUUAGUGCAGCACUGUCCACACUUUGGAACUCCCUGCCAAUUGACAUUCCCGGUCCGCUUUUUGACACAUAUUCUAAACCCCUGUUUUGUUUAGGGAAGCCUAUCCAGACCUGUAGAACGUUGGCCUGUGUUUCAAUCUGGGAUUUUCUUUUAGCUUAUCUGAUAAUGCACUAUAGUGUAAUUAUACAGAAUGAAAGUGAAGUCACUGAAGAAAGGAGAUCGGGAGGGGGGGGAGGAGGGGAGGAAAUAACUUGCGGACCCAAUCAAUUAUUAAGCUUAAAACAGCAGCUUUUUUCUGCCACUCUGGGAGAAGUGCAGAAGAACCACCUUGUGAAAGCCGAUUUGUGUCCCAGGAGAGGGAGGGGGGGUUGAAACCGUCAGUCAGGCUGUCAGUUUCAACAAUGCUCUCUCUGCUUAUUCCUUUGACGUGGACAUGGCAAGGGGCCAAAAAGGGACUGGAUUUGCUUGCUACUCACUGCUCUUUCACCCAGAAGGGCUUGCAAAGGAUCCUCUCACCUCCAGCUUGCACAUACACAUCCCUCCAGCCAGCUAUAUCUCAACUGUUGUAACCUAGGAAUAAAUGCUCGUAUUCUUUUUUAUUGUGAUCUAUUGUUAGCUGCCUUGAUGCAGGGCCCAAGCACACAUAUUGUGUGCAUAUGGGCUUUUCUUUAUUUAACUAUGCUUGUGUGGCUGUGUGUGUGUGUGUUCAUAAAUAUUCAGCUGGACAUUUCCUGCACCUGAUCAAGUAGACCCUUGUCUACAGGUGGUUAUGCUACAAUAAAUGUGUUAAAUGUUAAGGGGCCACAACCUAUUUUUUAAUUCUUAAAAAUCAAGAUACAACCCCACAGGUAGAGCUGUAAAUAAACCUUGAUUUUACACUACUUACCUUUCUCCAGAGAACCUUGGGGAUUUCAUUGAAGGUGCUAAGAAUCCUUUGCUACAGGGGUAGCCAAUAUGGUACCAUGUUCUGGGCUCCAACUCCCAUCAGUCCCAGCCAGCAUGGCCAACAGUUAGGUAGGGUUGCCAUGUGUCCUCUUUUUCCAGGACAUGUCCUCUUUUUCAGGGGUAAAAUCUGAGACAAAUUGCAUUUGUUUGCUUUGAAUGGCAGUUACAGCAUCCCCUUUUUUGCUCUUCAAAAUAUGGCGACCCUACAGUUAGGUAUGAUGGGAGUUCAAAGCACCUGUAAGGUGCCACUUUAGUUACACCCUCCUUGCUCCUCACAGAACUACAAUUCCCAGAGUUCUUUGAGAAGCAGUUCUUUAAGUCACAGCAGCGCAAUCAGCCACUACAGAGGAACACAUUAAGGCAACAUGUGCUAAGAGAAUGGUGUCAAUACUUGGGUGGAGCGAGGAAAUGACUGCUCAUCCUGCCUUCAUGUUUUGGCAUUGCAGUUGGCACAUUCUGGCAGAAUCUCACCACCACUCUGGCAUUUGAGCAUUGAUUCAUACGAGUGAAAUAACUGCUGCGAUGGCCUGGGCUGGUUCCCAAGAGUUCCAGUUCCCAGGCACUGGUGCUGCAGAGCUAAAGGAUCCAGACAAGGCCGCUGGGUGGUGCUGGUGCUGGUGGUGUGUGGAUCAUGGAACGAGCUGGAGAAAACCCUCUGACCCCCGGUGUUGCCUUUUCUGUCCCCCUUGAUCUCUCACAGGACAUCCCACUCCAGGGCAAAGGCAGACGCAGCUGUGACGGCGGCGCAGAAGGCGCAGGAGGAGGCUCGGAUUGCCAGGAUCACUGCCAAAGAGUUUUCGCCUUCCUUCCAGCACAGGGAGAACGGUCAGUGACUUCAUCCUCUCAUCCCUGAGCGCUGCAAGCGCAGCUGUGUGCCUGGGAAAGAAGCAAGCCAUCCCUUGCAGGAAUUCUCCUGAGUCAGUGUCAGAGAGCAGGCCUCUCUUUGGCACUCUUGCUUGCUCGCCUGCUGAGCCAGGGCUUCUGCUCCAUCUCCUUCGGACUCCCUGAGCCGCCAUUUCUUUCCUCUGGGCCACAAUUCACAACCACCUUGGUCUUACACAAUCAAGAUCCUGGUGAAGGGUUGCAUCCAGUGCCCGUCCUACUCGGAGUAGACCCAUUGAAAUUAAUGGGCAUGAAGGAUUUAGGCCCAUUCCUUUCAGUGGGUCUGCUUGAGUAGGACUUUGUUGGGUGCAACACUUAGUGCAUAAGCCCACACUUACAGACUCUCCAAGCGUCCCUGUUUUCCAGGCACAUCCCUGAUUUAGAGAAGCUGUCCUGGUUUCUGAUUUGAUCCAGGAAAGACUCACUUUUCCUUAGGAUGUCCCUAUUUUCAUUGGAGAAAUGUUAGAAGGGUAUAGAGUUAUCUGACCCUUGAGACAUCUGAAGGCAAUCCUGUAUAGGGAAGUAUUUUUUUUUAAGUUUAAUGUUUUAUUAUGUUUCUAUUUAUGUUGGAAGCUGCCCAGAGUGGCUGAGGCAACCCAGUAAGAUGUGUGGGGUAUAAAUAGUAAAAUUAUCAUUAUGGAACAUUCCUAUUUUCAUCGGAGAAAUGUUGGAGGGUAUGCACUUAUCUUUCUUCCGCACUUUAAAGCUCCAUGUCUGAGCUCUCUUUACCUCUGAAUCAGAGCAAACAGCAAUCCAUGGGAAUCUUGAAUUGUUCUUUGUUGCGCUUCAGCUUUAAAGAGCGGGCUUUUGCUGUGAAAGCUCUGAGGUGAAAAAAUAGAGCGCAGACAUGGAGCUUUAAAGUGCAGACCUGUGCCUGAAAGGCACAGGGGGAAAGGUAAGUGUGGAUCAGCCCAUAUCCUCCAACAUCCUAGGGAUCCUAGUGCUGCCUCUGGCUGCUGCCCAGCUGGAGUUUACUCAUGGCAGGGCCUUCUUGGUGGUGGUUCCCCAUUUGUGGAAUGGCCUUCCUGGUGAGGUGCAUCUAUCUCCCCCAUUACUGACUUUCAGGAGAAAUCCAAAAACAUUUCCCCAGGCAUUUGAUGGCCAAUAGAUACUGGCCAUAACAACCAUGAAAUGUGUAUCUGUGAGGAUAUGCCAUUGCUUCUAAAUGUUUUUUCUGUGUUUUAAAUCCUUUUAGAUAGAUUUGAAUCUCUUUUUAUUUUAUUUUAAAUUGGCCUGUUUUAGCAUUUUGAUGUUUGCUGCCCUGGGCUCCUUUGGAAGGGAAAGCAGGCUAUAGAUUUAAUAAAUAAAAUAAAUUUCUGACAUCAGAUGUGGAGCAGAGGAAGAUGCAGCUCCCUGUUGAAAGUGGGGCUUGUGGGCAGCUCAUGAAACCUUCUGCCUUUUGCCCAAGUGGUUUUAUUUCAAAUCGUGCAGGUAAAGGGAAAUGAAUCACCUGAUCUUUUUGUGCUCUCAGGUGAUUGACAGGUGGGUGGCCAGGUCAAAGUUUGCCUGUGGGAGGUGGGAAAGGUAAGGCUCUGACCUGCCAGCCAGGUCUGGAUGCCCACCCUUGUCUCAGUACAAAACAUACCCAUAUCCCUGUAGAAACGCAAUCCAUCAAGGUGUGCUUGCUUUCACAGAUAGCUCAACUUGGGACCAAGCUGUUGUUUUUGGUAUUAUUGCUGCGGCUGCCACUACCGCAUAUACACAUUUUCUGAAGACAAAUCACACAAAACAAUCCAGUAGCAGGGCAUUGGACCAGAUGACCCUUGUGGUCCUUUCCUACUCUAUAAUUCGAUGAAAGGGCUGGAUAAAAUUAAAAGCAUAGAAAGCAAUCAAUUAAAUCACAAACAAAAAGGCAGCCUAAGAAUCUAAUAACAUUUCAAAGUGGCACACACUUAAAAACGCAACCUAAAAGCCUGUUGAAAAUAGUAAGGUCUUUAAAAGAAGCCUAAAAACCAGCAAAGAAGGAAGCCAGGGGACUGUAACUUUGGGACCACCACUGAAGUGGCCUUGUCGCUUUUACCCCUUAACCCAAACAACCCCAUCAAAACAAUUCAGACAGCAAAUGUGGCGAUGGGACAAAAUAGAAGCAAACACAGAACGUUGCAUUUGGUGUUGCUGCUGGUUCUAUCCCACGGGAAGGGCUGUGGAUCUGUGGAAGAGCACCUGCUUUGCAUGGAGAUGGUCCCAGUCCAACACCCGGCAACUUCAGGCAGGGCUGGGAGAAAACCCUUGCAGAACUGCUGCUGUCAGUCAGUGCACACAAUACUGAGUUAGGUGGCCUAAGGUUCCGUCUCAUGAUAUGGCAGCUGCUUCCUAUGUUCCUGUCUACCAGUAUGGUGCUUCCCCACCUCUCCCCGCUCUCUCCUCAUUCAUUACCAAACCAUCACACAAGAAAAGGCACCACCGAUGAAGAUGACGCAAAGAGACACAGACAGACACCGCUCCCCGCAUCUUUUUCAUUACAUUACAUGGGAGAGCAGGCCUGUGCUUUUGCUCUGUGUAACACUGUGCAGUGCCAGAAGCAGAAAAACAGUACCUUCCUGCUCAGCCAGCAACACUUUAGGAGGAGGGCUGGCUCCAUUUACAAGCAGAGUUGAAAGCAUCCAGUGCCCUUCAGGGCCUAUAGCGCUGUGUGAUGUUCUGUGCAAAAUUUUGCCUGCUGGGGUAAGGAAUUUGUCAGGGUUAUUAUAAAAAUUAAAUUGGAGGUUGCCUUGUGACCAUGAGAUUUUAGGGGUAGCCCUUUGAUGAUGAUGAUGAUGAUGAUGAUGAUAACAAUAAUAUAUUAUUUAUACCCCUCCCAUCUGGCUGGGUUUCCCCAGCCACUCUGGGCGGCUCCCAACAGAAUAUUAAAAACACAAUAAAACAUCAAACAUUAAAAACUUUCCUAAACAUGGCUGCCUUCAUAUGUCUUCUAAAAGUCAGAUAGUUGUUUAUCUCCUUGACAUCUGAUGGGAGGGCAUUCCACAGGGCAGGCGCCACUACCAAGAAGGCCCUCUGCCUGGUUCCCUGUAACCUCACUUCUCUCAGCGAGGGAACCGCCAGAAGGCCCUUGGAGCUGGACCUCAGUGUCCGGACUGAACAAUGGGGGUGGAGAUGCUCCUUCAUGUAUACUGGGACAAGACCGUCACAUGGGCACCCUGGAGAUUCUUCCUCUGUGCUCCCUACCACUACUGAGCCCUGGUAAUGGAGGUUAAUUAGGAAGUAGGGGGGAGGUCCGUUCAAUAAUUUGCAGCUGGCUCCUACAGGGGUUAAGCUUGCAAGCUGCAUACACAGUCUUCUUCUUCUUCUUCUUCUUCUUCAUCAUCAUCUUCAUCUUCAUCUUCAUCUUCAUCUUCUAAAGGUGGUCUUUCCCACCUGGAUAUUCAAACUCUCCCUUUGCUACCUGGAGGGGACCAGACAAAGUUGGAGACUUCAGGUCAGCCCUGGAGGUCUGGUUGCCCGUCAUGUGAUUAUUCUUGAGAAGAGCAGGUAAAGGUAAAGGUAAAGGGAACCCUGACAGUUAAGUCCAGUCGCGAACAACUCUGGGGUUGCAGCCCUCAUCUUGCUUUACAGGCCGAGGGAGCCAGCGUUUGUCUGCUUCUGCAGACAGUUUUUCUGGGUCAUGUGGCCAGCAUGACUAAGUCGCUUCUGGCGAAACCAGAGCAGCACACAGAAACGGUGUUUACCUUCCCGCUGGAGUGGGACUGCAUGCUUGCACUGCAUGCUUUCAAACUGCUAGGUUGGCAGGAGCUGGGACCGAAUAACUGGAUGUGGAGGAGCCACCCCAGAUUUUAAUGCACAAGGGUUUGGCUUGGCUGCGUGUGUCUUUCUGUGUAGGGCAAAGGACAGGAGGGAUGGGAGAAGAGAUAUAAGUCUAAGAUGCAGUCAUUAAACAGCACAUUAAUUAAUGUGUGUUCAUGUCAAGGCACCCAGUUCCAGUGCUCUGCACCCUCAUUAGAAGUCUUUUGCUAACAUUUUUUUUAAAAAAAGAGAGAUUUAAAUUGGAGGUUACUCAUCGCCCUUAUAUUAGGGUAUUGAGAAUUUGACAAGUGAUGAUUCACUUUGCUAGCUUCUUGUCCUUUUUCAGAGCUCAUUCCCACUUCCCCCACCCCCUCUCAGUAGCAGUGACUUAGGAAGGCUACCCUGCCAGUCCUGUAAAUUAUCUGACCCAUGGGGAAAUCUCAGCUGACGGCUUCUGUUUUUCCUACUUCUGCUUAGAGAACGGCCAUAACUCAGUAUAGUAGAGCGUAUGCUUUGCAUUCAAAAGAUCUCCUGUUCAAUCUCCAGACAUCUCCAGGCAGAAAAUACUGCCUGAAACUGCCCAGUCUGUGUUGACAAUAUAGAGCUAGAUAGACUAGUGAUCUGAUUCAUGUUUAUAGGUUCCUCUGGUGGGCAGAAAAUCAGGGUUCCCCUCACUCCCUUUGCAAAAAUGGCCUGCAGUCUUCCCCCCUCCCGAAAGUGAGUUCAUGAAGGUUCCACCAUUUAAUCAUCUCAUUAAGAAAAAUAAUCAAAAUCUGAUGGCUGGCCUGUUAUGAGCCAGAGGGCUCAGACCCGGGGGAUAACUGUUCUAUAGUUUAUUUAUCCAUUUCCCGCUUUAGCACAUGUCUGUUCAAAGUGCUUCCUUGCACUCUGUACAGGCACGCUGGCAAUGAUGAGGGGCUGUGGUGGGUGUUUCCAUGGCUGCUCCUGUCCACCAGUGCCUCAAAGGACACUGAGUUUCUCGGUUUUUAAAAGAAGUCUCAGUACCACAAAUGCACACUGCAAAUAUGGUAUGAAUACUUAUGGAAUUCAAUUCCACAAGAUGUGAUAAUGGCUGACACUGAGCCCUGGCUUUUUCAACCAUGGCCCUGAGAAGAUGUUUAUGUCGUCUUCCUCCAUUUAUUCCACAAGUCAGCUAGCAAAUCCGGCAAGGGGAACAAGCCUGUCUUUGGAGGAUAGGCCGUUCUGACAUCAACAUCCCUCCGGGGUUAUCGCUUCCACACAGAACUACAAUCUGGGUAUCAGAGAUCUGAGCGCUUUAGCAGGCCUCUCUGAGCCCCAGAGGCCUCCUGCAACCCCGAGCUGUUUGCUAUCUACCUCUCCAGUUGCCAGGGGACUUCUUCUCUUUAAACAUAAUCUCUCAAAAAGACUUUUUAUCUAAUACAUUUUUUAUCAGCUUCCAGACUAGGCUGCAGAAUUCUGUUUGCAAUGGAGUUUGUUUCUGAUGCACUUAGGAGGGAUUUUAAUACACAUCCCACUAUUGCAUGCAUUUACAAAAAAUGCAAACACGCCAAGCGGAGAGGAUCUUGCUCAGGAAGAAAUUGAGUAGAUAAAAACUGGAGCCCUUCUUGCAUUAUCUGCCCCAAGCCCUUAGGCUGCAAACUUCAGCAAAUCGAUAACAAAAUGGAAAGGAGCUACAUACGGUUAUACCUGCAUAUAUCCAAUUGAUAUUAGUGGGGCUUAUCUGAACACAAGAUUAGAGGGAGAGAGAGGGAAAUGAGGACUUAACUGGAAAUGCUGGUGCUGGUGUUUCAAAAUAUGAGGAACUGUAUUGCCUUUGUGUCAGUGAAGCCUUUGAUUCUCACCAGGGAGUGAUGCUGCACUGGGGUGAUCUCACAGAAUGUCCACAAACAUUCCAAAUGGUCAGGGAGCGAAGCUGUUAGAAUGUUUGCUGACAGACGGAAAAGCUGAAGAAGUGGGUUGAAUUUUCCAUGUGGAUCUGCGCUAACAAGCCAGCUCUUUGGCAACAGGGUGCUAAUAUUGUUGACUACAGUAACUGCUUGCCUGCAGAACCUGCAGGAAAGGAUAAUAACCUCCAUGGUAGCACUUGCACAAAAUUCAGGUCUUGAUUGGUGUUGCUGAGGCUUGAUUCAUGUGUAAGUCUCCCUGCAAUCCUCGGAUGAAGAGCAGCAUAAUAAAUAAAAUGUGCAGGUGGUCAUAUGGGUGGCCAAUAGCAAUGCGGUGUUACUUCCAUGUGGCUAGUUGCACUAGCAGUGUGCAAUUAGUGUGGCCAUGCAGUUGUACUGGAUGGGUCUGAGCAAGACCCAAGAGAGGCGGUAAAGUUGGCGUGAAAGGCAAAGUAUGAUCUCUUGUGCAGUGUGAGGUAUGUUCCAGCAAUUCAUUUCUGGGAAUUUUGGGCCAUAUGUUUCUCCCUUAAAUACCAGAGAGUGUGCCUAAGGCCCUGAGAGAGCUGAGAGAGCCAGAGUGGCGUAGCAGUUAGAGUGUCAGACAAAUGCCUCGGAGAUCUGAGUUCAAAUCCCUACUUCACCAUGAAGCUCACUGGGGGAUCUGGGUCAAUUCCUGUUUCUUAGUGUAACUUACUUUGCAGGGGUUUGUGAGGAUAAAAUGGGGAGAGGAAGGGCUAUGUAUGCCCCCUUGAGCUCCUUGGAGGAAACGUGGGAUAUAAUUGUAAUAACAAAACAAAUAAGCAAUGGCUGACUCUUGUGUGCACCUUUUCUCCGUCUCCUUCCAGGACUUGAGUGUCAGAGGCCAAAGAGGCAGAAUUCAAGCGACGACAUCGAGGUCCUUUCGACAGGGACACCGCUCCAGCAAGAAAGCCCAGAGCUCUACAGGAAAGGAACGACGCCUUCGGACCUCACCCCCGACGACAGCCCCCUGCAGAGCUUUCCCGCCAGCCCCUCCUCCACCCCACCUCUGGGUCCCUCCUGUAGAAACAAGAGCACCCACUUCUCCAGGCAGGUGUGCAUGGACGAAGAGAGGGGCGGGGAGAUCCAAAUGUUGCUGGAGGGACGUGGCAGGGACUAUAUGAGGCCCAACAGCUGGGGCGAAGACAAGGAGGGCAGGGCACACGGCGUGAGGGGCGGGGCCUUGCGCAGUGGCCAGCCGGGCUCCUCCGAAGACUACCGGGGCCGAAGCGGCGGGCACAAGCACGCGGCCUCCAACCACAAACAGCGGGAGAGGUGGACAGACCCCCCGGCCACGGUUUCAUGGACUCACCACCGACCCCACCACCACGGCUCAGGGAGCAACAAGCUCCUGGAGCUGGACGAGGAGAAGCUGAGCAACUACGAGAUGGAGAUGAAGCCUCUCAUGAGGAUGGAUUCUUAUAUGCAAGAAAUACACUCCCAAAAAAGACAUUAUAGCAAAAUGGGCCCCAGCAGGAGCCUCGCGGAGGACCACCACGGGGAAGACCGGGGCUUUGGAGUCCAAAGACUGAGGUCUAAGUCCCAAAACAAGGAGAACUUCAGGCCAGGGCCUUCUGCCGAGCCAACAGUGCAGAAACUAGAAAGUCUGAGGUUUGGGGACAAGGGGGAACCCCGGCUAUUGAGGUGGGACUUAACCUGCUCCCCACCACAGAAAUCCUUACCUGUUGCACUAGAAUCGGAGGAGGAGAAUGGGGAUGAGCUCAAAUCCGGUGCGGUAAGUGGAAUAUUUAAAUAGAUAUGUAUAUUGUGUAAGUGUGAUCUCUUCAGUGGGGGAAAUGGGCAACAUGGUGGUUGUUGAGUGUAUUUACACCCCGCUUUCCCCCCAAACUGGAAUUCAAGGUAGCUCACAUUUUAACAACAUUAUUGCAGAAUGCAAAGUAAUAAAAACAAACUAGUUGAAAACUAGUUGAAAAAAAUAGGGACGCGGGUGGCGCUGUGGUCUAAACCACUGAGCCUCUUGGGCUUGCCGAUCAGAAGGUCGGCGGUUCGAAUCCCCAUGACAGGGUGAGCUCCUGUUGCUCGGUCCCAGCUCCUGCCAACCUAGCAGUUUGAAAGCAUGCCAAAAAUGCAAGUAAAUAAAUAGGUACCACUACUGGGGGAAGGUAAACGACGUUUCUGUGCGCUGCUCUGGUUUCGCCAAAAGCGGCUUAGUCAUGCUGGCCACAUGACCCGGAAAAACUGUCUGUGGACAAACGCUGGCUCUUUCAGCCAGUAAAGCGAGAUGAGCAUCGCAACCCCAAAGUCAUUUGUGACUGGACUUAACUGUCAGGGGUCCUUUACCUUUACUUUUAGUUGAAAACGGAAUGGAACACAUUUAGAACCAGCAUUAAAAUACCAGAUGUCCUGAAAACAGCCCAGAAAUCAACAUCUAGUCCACAGCUAGUUCCCAAAGGCCUGUCUAAAUAGGAAGGUCUUUCCUUGUGGAAAGAUAGCAAGGAGGGAGCCAGUCUAACCUCUCUUGAGAAGGGAUUCCACAAUACAAAAGCAGCCACAGAAAGGCUCUCUCUCCUGUCACCACCAACCAUGUCUCCGAUGUGGAUGAGACUGAGAGAAGGUGCUCCUGUCUGCAGAACCUGCUUUCAACUCCCCUUGCCUUUUCAACUUCAGGCGUCUGGCUCAAGCUUCUUAAUCCCUUUGGCAUGGUGCUAAUAACACCAAGGUUGCAGGUUCAGUUUCCGUAUGGGACAAUUACAUAUUCCUUUAUUGCAGGGGGUUGGACUAGCUGAUCCUCAGCGUCCCUUCCAGCUCUACAUUUCUAUGAUUCUGUGAUCUCAGCACCUGAGCAGGUUCUGAAAGGGAGAUACAAUAUUUCAGGUAGCUUCGUCCCAUGCAAUAUAGGGCUUAAUUGGUGCUAACCAGCACUUUGAAAAGUGCCUGGAAACGAACUGUAGCCAGUGAAGUUGUUAUAACAGGGGGGUAAAGCGAUAGAUUAUGCAUAUUACAGGGGAGCAACAUGGUGGGUGAUGUCUCUAGUUGUUAGGUGUAACAAGCAGAGGCUCACAAAAAUUUAAGGACAGAUUUAUUUCCCACACGUGUGCAGAGUACUCAGCCAUUUACGCAUCUAGUGAGUGUGUGUGCACGCACACGCACACAUUCUCUGCACUUAAUUAAAAAAAACAACAACUGGAGACCAGGACUGCAUUUUUGAGGCUAGUACAACGAAUGGAUGCUUCUGUCUUGUGCCAGGAUAAUUUUGACACACUGAAUCAAAAUUUCCCACUCAACUUUCCACCCACUGAGGUUGCUUCCAGAUGGGUGGCUCCUAGGGCUACUUAGUCGCCACCCUUCUGUUAAUAAGCUACGAGCAAAUUGCAGCUGACUUCCCACACUAUGGGGAGUAUUGCGCUUCCUCUGUGUGAACAUCUUGUUGUGUUCUGUCCGCUGCAGUGAGGUGUGAUAUGGCUGAUAUGGGUGGUGCUGGUUGCAGCUCAGCACAAAUUCCCUCUAUCCGUUGGGGUGGGUGCUGCUUUAUUAUCCUGCUUUAAUCAAUCUUUUAAAAGGUAAAAACACUGCUCUGCCUUUAAGGAAAAAAAGGAUAGAGAGGUCUAGCGCUAUAGCACCGCAAUGCUACGAAGCUGUAGCAUUAUGGUGUAAUACACACACACACCCUCUAAAGUUGCUAAAGUGAUAAAUAAGUUUUAGCAGUAAUUAAAAGAUAAGUAAAACCAAAAAUAGGCCAUCAGCACAAAUAUUAUAACAAAUGUGUACUGGGCUGAUGCAGUCACUUUGCUUACACACCACUGCCUAUGUCAGAACCCCACCAAAAAAAUGGGACACUAGCCCUAAGGGUAUCUGCACCUAUGGAGGCUUACAAUACUCUUUCAUUUUUUUCUGAAAAGAAAUCAAACUUUCUGCAGUCUACAGCCACAUUUAAAGCACAUUUAAAACACCCCCAAAAUCCUGGGUGCUGUGGUUCACUAUGGCUGCUGGGAGUGAUAGUUCUAUGAAGGGUCAACUACAGUAUCCAGGGGAGCAGUGGGGGAUGUGUUUUUAAUGCAUGACAUGUGCACAGUCUGAGAAACUAUGGUGGGAUGCCAGCAAACAUACAGAAUGUCAAUUAUUGGACGAUGGUGUUAUGUGGAUAGCCUUGUAAAACGAAGCUUGUCAACGAAGCUCAGCAACCCCACACUGAAUAUCUGGUGUGGAAGACGCCGCAGGCAGCUUGUAGCAUAGAUGUGCUGUUGUUCUGCAGUAUCCAACAGUACUUUAAAGUAGGCUGUCUUUCAAAACAAACAGAACUCUUGAUUAGAUUACAGUGGUACCUCGGGUUACAUACGCUUCAGGUUACAUAUGCUUCAGGUUACAGACUCCGCUAACCCAGAAAUAGUACCUCGGGUUAAGAACCUUUGCUUCAGGAUGAGAACAGAAAUCGUGCUCCGGUGGCAGCGGGAGGCCCCAUUAGCUAAAGUGGUACCUCAGGUUAAGAACAGUUUCAGGUUAAGAAUCGACCUCCAGAACGAAUUAAGUUCUUAACCCGUGGUACCACUGUAAUCUCUUUCUGUUUGUGCAUGUAUUUUAAAAAGGAGGGUGCUGUUACCACAAAGGAACACAGGUCUAUUUUUGACCCAUCCAGAAUAACUCCAAGCAGAUCUGAGGUCAGGUAUGUGGGGCAGUGUGUUCUAAAAAUAACCCACUGCCAGACAGCCCCAUCAUAAGCUGAAUUCUGUCUCGUCACCAGUUUCCUUUGUGUACUGGGUUACUCCUCCCUGACAUGCAUCCUGGAGUGGCAAAUAGGCCUGAUCUGCAGUCUCAUUUGCACUUCAAUUCUGCAAGUGGUGCAAGAAGUUCUAGGAGUGGCAUGGCAGGGUUGAGUUUCCUUGGGAUGAGAGAACACUGGUGACUUCAGGCAUACUCACAAUGUUUGCUGUAUUUGCAAAUAUGUGUGUACAAGCAAAUCCUAAGUGCAGUUGAAAAGGCCGGUUCUGCUAAGCACAAUUUGGGCAGCCCUCCAAACUGAAAUCCCAGUUUCAUCUAACUCCAGCUGGAAAAACUCAGCUCUCUUUCGCAUCCAAAACCAGCCAAAUUACCCCAUCUCUCUCUCUCUCUCUCUCUCUCUUGCGCGCGCGCACACACACACACACACCUUUGACUGUUAGCUGGAGGAAUAGCACCUUCCCCACAUCCUGGGGUAGGUGCAGGCAACGGGGCUUGUAUUAUUUCCAGGUCAUCGUGCAUGAUGACGGAGCAUGCAUACGCCCUCCCUACCCCAUUCUGCCCCAUUACGUGCCCCACCCAUGUUACGCCCCAUUCUGCCUCCUUUUCCUGCCACUUCUGGGUCACUGCAAUGCACGUGGUUGCAGUUGUGGUCUCGUGUCAAUUGGACGCAUGUCAAUUGGUUGUUGUCUGUUUACCAUUCAGAAAUACAUAGAGGUUCCCCUCAGUGAUCAGGAGACAAUCUCCUAACCUUUAGCUCCCAUGAUGUGGCCUUAACUGAGCCUUCUGGCCUAUUAAAAAGCACUUUGCCUAACAAUGGAAUGGUCAGCCAGCAUCCUUAAGAAUGGAUGGUGCUUCUUGUAGCUACUUCAUAAGGACAUCAGGAGAGCCUGCUGGAUCAGGCCAAGGCAUCCUGUUUUUCUGUCCAGUGUCCUGUUUUCACAAUGGGUUUCCCACUGGCAUUUGGUUGGCCACUGCUACCUCCCAUGGUCUCCAGCAACUGGUGUUUUGAACCAUUGCUGCCUCCAGCUGUGGAGGCAGAGCAUGGUCAUCAUGACUAGUAGCGGCUGCUACCCUUCUCCUCCAUGAAUUUGUCCAAUCCUCUUUUAAAUCCAUCUCAGCUGGUGGCCACUGCUGCCUCCUACAAGAGGCCCCGGGGGUGCAAAACCUCUCAGAGAAAGACAGGGAGAGCUGGCGAUUGCCAAGGGUGCAAGGGAUGUGAGGGUGGCGAUACAUCUCCUUGCCAGGAGUGCAAGUGAGCCUAAGUAUGCCUCUGGGAGUGAGUUCUGUAGUUUAUGUGCUGUGAGGCAGCGGUGUAUGAUGUGAAGAAACUUUGUGUGUGGUCAGUGGAUUGUGGCUUGAGAGGCAGAUGUUGGCACAGAGAGCCACCUGAGCCGUGUGAUGUCUGUAUUUUAUAUGUUCCUAGAAUAGCCUGGAAAGCAGCCAGAGGGAGGGAAGGGCUUGUGCUACUCAGGGAAUGACCUUGUUCAGGACCAUGAUGGGACCUGAGCUCUUCUUCCUUUUCGGUCCAAAGUUCUUCCUAUCACUUAUAACAGGUGAGGGAUGACAGUCUGCUUCUGGAAUAAGGAGUGGAGAGGGGGAAGAUAAAUUGAUGCUCCCAGACUCUUGUCAGUGAACAAACUGAAGACCAGACACAACACUGAUUUCCAUCUAAUCAUUGCCAGGCAGCCUCCUCUUUUAUAAAACUACAUAUAUAAAACUGCCUGCAGCAGCUGGAAUAAUGUUACUCCUUAGCAGUGUCCUUGUCACAACUCUUUUGAUCUGAGAAGGCUUUUGAUAUAGUUGAAGCGUUUGCCCUCAUUUACCUUGUGUCUGUCACCACCAACAAUUAGCUUUACAUUUCCCCAAGUAAAUUUUUAAUAAACUCAAAACUCUUGAGCAUUUCUGAAGGCAACUGAACAGGGUUAUUCUGUGCAAAUGAAGCUGGCCUUGGAAAUUCUGGGAAUAAUAUGAACAUUCCUUUCCUCAGAUCCCAAGUCUGAGUGGGAGAUAAUUUGGCUCACUCAAGGAGUGGGAAGCAGUUUCCAUUCCCUCCCAGUUUCUAGGGUUUUGUUUUUGCUUGCUUGCUUUUACAUUUAGAUACUAUAAAUCUGUAUCUUGCUGAGGCCGUUCACAGAUUGGCCUUCUAAGUACAAUACUGCUUCAAAAAUUCACUACCAAUAAAAACACUAAAAGCCCAGUUGCAAAGUCAAGAACAUUGAUAGUCCUGUUAAGCACAUUGGUUGACCACUGCAUGUCAUAUCAGACAGAGGGCCUAACCUAUCUGCACUACAAAAAUACCAGUUUAUACCAUGAAUGCCUUCCCUCAUAGAAGCCAGAGUACUGUAGGCUCAUUGAACUUUAGUUCCCAGGAUCCUCUGGGGUGAAAGAAUGUUAAACUGGCUUAGUCUGUAGUGCAGAUUCACUAAAAAAACAAGUGGUGGGCCUUGUCACGAGGCUCCUUUUCUAGGGUAACUCACCUUUGGUGCUAGUACUGGCUGUGUAAAUCUGUAAUUUUUAGUAAUAAGAGUUAUGUUAUGUUCUAUAGCAUGGUGCUGUUUUGAGAAAUGUGUCAGCCUUACACCAAGGAACAUCAGCUCUGUAUGAUUGCCUUUUCAAAACAUAAGCUAGAAAUGUUUGAAAGGAAGAGUAGGGAUGGAGGGAUAGAGAGGAAGUGUCAACACAGCAUCUCCCGAUGGGAUUUUUUUUCCCUGCACAGUUUUCAGUUUAUUUUGUCCUGGUUUGACUUUCUCAGCCCUCCCCCACUAUUCUUAAGUAUGGACACUGUUGUUGGGCGGUGGGGUGUUUUAGAAAGGGGAAGGUACCCAAAAUAUCAAAUAUGACAACUUGACCUUUGACAUUAUUGCCUUUCCAUUCUGCUGACAAGUUGUGAGUUUUAAAAAGUUGUCCACAGAGUGAAAUAUCAAAAGUGGCAUUUGAAAAUGCUCAAAAGCCAAACAAGUCAACUCUGGGUUCUGAACGUGUUUUUGCUGCCGUUCAGGUGAGCCUUACGAAAUGUCACUUGAGUUAUUGUGGGUGGAAGGGGCCUCUUGCCAGCCUGGGGGCAGGAGAGGGCUUUCCCUGGGAUGGGGCACUUCCCUCCCCCUGCAGCACAGGGAGGGCAGGCGCAGGGGUUGGGGGUGUGGUGCCAAGAGCCGCCCAAUGAGAAACCCAGACAUAAAAGUUCAACUGCUGGGCUUACUGGCAGAGCUCAAGAAAAAAGCCUCAGGGGCGGAGGGAGCGAAGGCGGAGGCAAUCGCAAAGCUUUUUAUCAGAUUAGUUAUGAAUAUUAGGCAGCCUUCCAGACCCCGGCCAAAGCCGCCUGGUGUCUUUCCAAAGGCUGAGCCAUUUCCUUUUGGAGCAGUGGCUGCAUUUCUCCUGGGGGAGCUAGAAGAGGCAGAGGAGCAGCUAGCGGGAAAGAGAACGACAGGCUGCCAUCGGCUGAAACAAGGGGCUCAUCCGCUUGUGCCUCCUCACUAGGCACUACUGCCUAUUCAGAGUAAUGCCACUGUUUUAGUGCUAGGCUUUGCUGUGUAAAUCUUUAUUUCAUAUACAGAGGGCCACAUCCUCUUUUGAGGACCAGGACCAGAGGGGUGAGAAAGUGGAGCAAUUUGUGCAACUCCUACUUUAUAUUUUUAUUCAUUUAUUAAAUUUGUUAGUUGCUUUAUCUUGUCAAAGGCAACCCAAAUGAACUUACAACCUGUAAAGCAAGCUGCAUUCCAGGCAUGCAAAACAAACAAGCAAGCAAGCAAGCAAGCAAACAAACAAACAAACACAUUAGAGGUUUCCAAACAUGCAUGCAGGCUCCUCCACCCAGGCAAGCAAGAGGCAUUAUCCCCAUUCAAGGCUAUAUUCCAGCCUGAUAAAAGCACUGAAGGAGGGUGCAGAGCAGCAUGGAGAAGGGUGUCACCUGGGAAGAGUCCUGAGGGCCAGAUAGUGAAUCCUGAGGGCCAGCAUUUGACCACUAGGCUUGAAGCUCCCCACCCAUCACACCCUCUUCUAACAACCCAGUCAUAUUGCUGAAGGCUCCAAUCUUCCCCUACAACCCUUCCCUUGGUAAUAGCCUUCCUACCCUACCCUGUUUCAGAAAGCAAGACAGUAUUUGCUUUAUAAUCUGAUGACAGCCAUUCAAAAUAAGCUUCCCUGAAGCAGAAGUGUGUGCAUGCAAGUGCGUUUACAUACAAUGCAGUUUAUAGAGACAAGACACCUCCAACCUUCCGUUCCCACUCUCAGGUGGAGAUUUUAACUUCUAGAAAUCCUGGAGAGGAAGUUCAACCAUGAAGCAUGACUGGCCCUAGCAAAAUUUCAUAGGCAGCAUUUUAACAAGGCAAUUGCCCAAAGGCAAAAAUCAGCACCAUGGAGAGAGACCAGGAAACAAGGUCUGUCCCAGCUAAACAGAGAGAGUUGGAGAGUACAUGAUUUGUUUCCUGCGAAGCUGUGAUGGUUUGAUCCACAUCUUGUUCAAGGCUCCCCUUUUAGAAUUCACUCACUUUUGGUAACUGUCCUGGAUUUCAAGACACUAGGAUUAGAUUAAAUUCAAGUGCUUCUGAUUUACUGGCUAGAGUGGCCUUGAAAGGGAUUUGUUUAUAAACCUUCCAAAAGCAAGUACCUGUCUGCUAGGUAUAUGGGAGGCAGGUGGCAGGGGUGUGAAGAGGAAGAGGUGGGUCAUGUGGAACCUCUCCCUUUGAUUGGCUAGCUUUCUUUCACCUUGUUGCUAUGCAACAGCAAAGGCCUUUUGAAGAGAAAGCUCUUUCCUUUGCCUGUGACAGGACUGGUUGUCUCUCUCUUCCUUGCCAAGAGACACAAUGAAUCUUCCUCUUGGUGCUGGAGGAGCAGAUUAUCUCCCCGCUCCUGUCACCAAAGAGUUUUUUAAAUGCCUCUGCAUAGCAAGGCAAAGACUUUUUAAUGUCUUCUGUAUCCUUAGAUGCACAAGCACCCAACUGCACCCAGAAUAAGUGUCCUUUGUGUUUGCUAUUGAAAACAAACAAGACAUUAUAAAUAAUCCUGCAAUUUUAGAAGUUGACAGAUCUUGGUCCAUGGACUGCUUCUAUCUGGUCCACAAUUGAAGCCAAUUAAACUCAGCAAUUAAAGUUUGGCUUGGUGAAUCCAUCUCUAGGCCUGGGAUAGGGCACCUGUGGCCUCCAGGUAUUGCUGGACUCCAUCUCCCAUCAUUCCUGACCAUUAGCCAUGUUGGCUGCUGAGAGUGGAGUCCAACUACUUGUGGAAGGCCUCAGAUUUUCCAUUACUCCAGAGGCCCCAAAGACCCUUGCUCAUGAGGAUGUUCCACAGGGAAAUGGUGACAUUUAAGUGUCAGACACACAAGGUCCCUAACUAUGCAGCGUUUUGUGGCACAUGGGCUAAUGAGCAUUUACAAAUGGCUCCCUCCACAUGGAGUGGUACCAUGGACAGGAAUUGCAAGACAAUGAAACCUGCAUUUAAGCCUAUACUACACCACAGGGCUGGUGUGGGGCAAAAAUGCUACUUUUGAGAAUGAGGAGGAUGAAAACCUCCAUCUGGAAAAUGUGUGUCUCCUCCUCCCCUGAAGCAAGAGGGGAAACUCUGGUAGGCGACAGUCUGAGAGGUUUACGAGAAGGCGGCAGUACAGGCUGAACUCUGCGCAGACUGGCUCCAGUCUCACACAGUCUGAAAAGCCAAGGGUUUGAUGGAAUAUUAAGAUCGGGUCAGUGCCAACUUCAGUCUGUGUUGUUGACAGCCAUGCGACGGGUUCAGCUUCUGGCAGCCCAGCUGAAGGUCAGGAGAAGCAGGUGAAAAGGAAAGGCUGCCACAGUGUGUGGACAGGUUAACCUUUGGAGCCACCCACUGUCGCGAAGCAAAGUUUGUGUUGCCAGUUCCUACACAUCAGACCAGUCGGCUUCCCUUGCCCCAGUCCCCAAACUGAUCAUGCAAGUGUUGCUCUUUGAUGCCGUUAAAUAAUUCCUUUCUUCUUUUUCUUUUCCUACAGGGCUCAGCUCCAAUCCUGGUAGUCAUGGUGAUCUUGUUAAACAUUGGAGUCGCCAUUUUGUUUAUUAACUUUUUCAUCUAACUCGAGACUGUCUUGUUUGCAAAAAUUAACAGAUUAAUAAUAAUAAAAAGAUGUACGAAUGGGGGAUGAUGAAGCGAAUGACAAAAACAAAAAACCAUGGGAAAGAUGGCAUCUUUUUGAACUGUCCUGCGACAACUUCCAAGUCUUUUCACAGAUGAACAACAAGAUUGAGUAUCACUCACAGUUUGCCUUUUUUUCCUGGGUAAUGUUUUUUGGAUUUUAGCCAAAAUUCUUUGCUUGUAUAACACGUAUGCUGUGUGGCAUGGCAGAAUGGUACCAGCACUCCACUCCUCCCCAGCGCUAGGCAGGAUGGGGGCUCCUCAGUGUAAUUACUCAGCAAAUCUUCAUGGAUGGUGGGAAAGGCGUUCAUGUCAGCUGCAUGACUCUGGGAGGGAGGGUCCUCUCGCUGCUGGAUCAUAGGGGAAAUCCAGAGCUGUGUCCUGGGAUAGCCGCGUUGUGUGAAAUGGCUGGCCCAGGUCAGCAUGGUUAUCAAAUUAUGUGCUCGUCACUCAAUAAAAGUCUAAACUCCGGGAUCUGCAUGUAUUGGGAAGUUGAGAGGAAACACCUAAGUAGUUUUUGCCACUUAGCAAAAAGUUAUUAACCAAUCUUUUUUCCACUUUGUUCAGAAAAGGGAAAUCUGAACUGAAUGAUGCCUGCUUAAGACAGGAACAAAUUCCAUCCUAAUAAAAGUAUUUAAUAUGUUAAAAAGGCAAUGGGUCUUAAGCUCUAGAGGCCCCUAAAUUCCAAAACGCUCCUCUGAGGAUCCCACCCAAAAUCAUUAUUAAGAACUUAAGAAGUCACAAUACCAAAUUUAUAAAAGUUGCACAUAGACACAUGGAACUGAAAAGAUGUCUUGGCUCAGGUAAAAUCCUGUACCUAUAAUUUAGGAAAAUUACCAGUCUCACCCAGUGCUUCAGAAACUUCUCAGUCACAAACGUUGUUUCUGGCAUGUGUUAAAACUUGACCCAGAAAGAUUUUUAAGAUGACCAAAGUUCUCCUAGGGUUUGGUUUUUUUGCCCAGCUAUCUGCUGGAACCCCAGUCUUCAUUGGGUCCAGCCUGCUAGAGGCCACUCUCCUGCUGUGCUGGAAUGCAGUGGUGUUAAAGGAGAAACUCUCUUGCUUUCCGUCUUCCAUCAUGAAUCGCAGCCGCACCUGGCUGUUGGCCUCAACUGUUCCCACAAGGUGCGCUUGUCAGGAGGUUUGCUUGAGGACCCUUCCCUGGCAGGUGUGCAGAUGUGGCCGAGGGAGAGCAGCUCCUCCCUGCUGCUGGCGAGGAAUGGGGUGUGCUGGGGGGUUCCUGUUCCAUCUUGCCAUGGGCCAUUUCCAGAUGUCAUGCUUGGCCUCUGAGCAUGUAAUAUUUUUGCACUUUGUCCGCAGGAUGUAUAUUCCGGCUUCCGACAUAUCCCUGUACAAAAAACAAAAACAAAAAAAAAUCAUUGACAACAGCAGCCUCCGAGUACGUAAAUGCUCUUUUUAUAUUUUGUUUGUUUGUUUUUUCCUCCUCUAUGUAUCACUUAAUUUUGGUAUGGUUCAAAACAUCUUUGUAAGAUGCCUGCCUUGUUCUUCUUUCUUCACUUCCUUGUUUGGUUUGGUUUCUUUUUUCGUUCUCCUUCCCCUGGUAACUCACUGAAAAUAUGCAUUGUUCAUUAAAGAUGCAGUACCCCUAAUCAGGCCACCAUCAUCCCAAAGAGAGCCUAGUGUUGGCUCAGCCCUGCCUCAUGUGGAAGAAAACAGCCCCGGGCUGGUGAGGAGGGAAGGCAACCUGGAAAACAACCCUUUCUUCCUACCAAUCAACCUGGACCCGCUGAUCCGUUUGACCAGGUUUCACACGUGAUGACUUGACUGCCC
Molecule: messenger RNA, 83682 nt
Organism: Podarcis lilfordi (Lilford's wall lizard)
Lineage: Eukaryota; Metazoa; Chordata; Lepidosauria; Squamata; Lacertidae
Source: the annotation of a GenBank genome assembly